Molecule: messenger RNA, 58818 nt
Organism: Coregonus sp. 'balchen'
Lineage: Eukaryota; Metazoa; Chordata; Actinopteri; Salmoniformes; Salmonidae
Source: the annotation of a GenBank genome assembly
AUGACGGCCAGCACUAACAAUAAAUCUUUGAGAAAGGUAGAAGAAGCUAAUCAUAAAUCUUAGAGAAACAUCAGGCACUUACUUUGUGUGUGCCCACUGUCUCUAAAUUUGAAACGCUACUUUGCCCCUUAGGGCCACCAUACUUUUGACUGCAGUUAUGCAAUAAACAAACUGAACAACUCCUUUUGAGAGCUCUGCCUGUCUUUAUUCAAUAGCAGGACCCAGCCGUACCACAGUGCGACUGUCUGUCACCUCUCCCUCCAUGACGGCUCUGAGGGCUUGAUGCAGGUCCUUUUAACAAUCCCAGUAAAGGGUCUAAAUGGAUGCCUGUUGAAUGGCUUUAUUGCAACUCUGAUUAAAUCAGUGUUAGCUGGUCAAUAGCCUGUAAACCACCCAGUGGAAAGCCAGGCAAUGCCCGGUCCUGGCGGCUUCCAGAGGGUGAGUGUCAGGGCGUGUUGUAGGUGUAAUGUAGGAAUCAAACGCAGGACGCAGACUGAAUGUUCCAAAGGCUGUAUUACUGGCCCAACACAGGCAACAGGACAACUAAGCCCGACAGCAAAAACACGCACGAAGGCGAAAGGUAAUUGCGCACUAACAGGUGCGACAAAAUGUAACGGUGCACACACAGGUGCAAAUAAGCUCCAGCACAGUGGAGAAAUACGCUCAACCGAGCAAAACACAACGCUGACGGAAACAAUCACACACAACCCUAGACAAACACAACGAGAAACUUAUAGGACACUAAUUACGUCAAAACAGAAACAGGUGUGGAAACAAACAGACAAAAGCAAACGAACAUGAAACAUAUAUCGGUGGCAGCUAGAAUUCCGGAGACGACGAACGCCGAAGCCUGCCCGAACAAGGGAGAGAGGCAGCCUCGGCCGAAACCGUGACAGUGAGAUCUGGGCCAAAACACUGGGAGCUCUAGCUGUUCUUCUGAACUGUAAGGGAAGUGCUUUUUUAGGAUUACACUACGCCUGAGGUGACAUACUGUAUGGACUUCACUCACUGAUGAUGGCUGGAUGGUUCUGUUAACUUAUUGGAACAAAACAUUGACAUUUGAGUCAUUUAGCAGACGCUUUUAUCCAGAGCGACUUACAGUUAGUGAGUGCAUACAUUUUCAUACUGGCCCCCCGUGGGAAACAAACCCACAACCCUGGCGUUGCAAGCGCCAUGCUCUACCAACUGAGCUACAGGGGACCCUAAGGCAGCCAUGUUGGGAUAAUCAGGGUUGAGGUCAAUUUCAUUUGCAAUUCAGGAACUGUUAAUGAUUGGGACAUAGGGAUUGGCCCAGCGUCGUCUUGGUUUGGCCGGUGUAGGCCGUCAUUGUAAAUAAGAAUUUGUUCUUAACUGACUUGCCUAGUUAAAUAAAGGUAAAAUAAAAUAAAAAAUAAAAAAAUGAAUGGAAAAAAAAAUUAAGGAUGCUCCUUGAAAAUAGGGGUAUCAAGUCAUUGAGUUCAUUUGACAUUAUAUUAUGUUCAUGAAUUUCAAUUGAUGAACUGGAAUUUAUCCCAACCCUUAAUUGACCCCCAACUCUUCCCCUCUAUAAAAUAUAUCCCCUCUCCAUUCUAGCUAGACAGGGCAAUUACCCUGCCUUUACUGCCCUCCCCCAAACUCUGCUGGCCAAAAGAUAAGAAGCCAACAAGGUGAAGAGUUUGGAUGUAUAGUUUUUGAAGUGUCUAAUGUUUAUUCUCCAAAGAUUGUUAGAGGAACUCAGAAGUGCCUAGUGUAGCAGAUGUGCCUCUGCUUUGUAGCAGAGGUGGUUCGGUGAACCUGAAGACUUGCGACCUAAAGACUUUCGUCAGCUCUCUGAGCUAGCUAAUGCAUUGGGCGACAUUUUCAUAGUGCAAAUUAAUUCACCAAAUAUCCAUAAACCUCAUUAUAAGCUGGCAUUGUGAUUUAGUUUUAAACUUUUCUUCAACAAUGUGCAUUAUGAAGAGGCGACUAUGUAUUGCUCGGUAAGCUGUAAUCACCAUACCGACAUUGCUGAAGAAAAGUUUCAAAGUAAAUCACGCUGCGAGAUUAAAAUGAGUUUUACGAUGUAUUUUGCACUUUGAAAAUGUCACCCUGAGGCUUUAGCUCAGCGGGCAAACACAUUCUUGAGGCGACCCAGUUUCGAACCCAGUCAGUCACAUCCAGACGAGGAUUUUGUUUGUGUAUCGUAUCUGCCCUUAUACUAUUUAAUUUUGUGGAAUUGUUGGGGGAAAGCCUCUAGGAUGCAUUGUCUUUAGACUUAUGGCUCUGACUUUAAGCUUCAUAAAGGGCAAACAGAUUUGAGCUGUUCCUAGGAAGCCUAAACUGUAUUGACGUUGUUGUGGCUGGAUUGACUCUCGUUACCGGCACUCCCAUGUUUGGCCAUUUAGAUUAUCACUCUCUGAAAGUGAGGAAGUGACUCUCCUUUGACUUCUCUGUGUAGCUCUUCCAUUUGUUAUCUUGUUGACUUGGCAGAUCUGACGAAAGGAUAGAUAAGUUUAAGGGGGAGUGCUUGACCGCAUGAUUAAAACUGCCUCAUGGCAUCUUCUCCUUAUCAGGUUUCAUUCAAAUGAACAGUCUAUUAAACUAGUGUGCUAUCUAUGAAUGUGGUAGAAAUACUACACAGCACAGGAGGUUGGUGGUACCUGAAUUGGGGAGAACGCACUUGUGGUAAUGGCUGUAGAGGAAUGAGUGGAAUGGUAUCCAAUACAUCAAAAACAUGGUUUCCAUGUGUUUGAUGCCAUUCCAUUCGCUCCUUUCCAGCCAUUAUUAUGAGCCGUCCUCCCCUCAGCACAGGAAUGUAGUCUGUGUGUGUCACGGGCAGCAUCUGAAUCCCAAGGGAGAAACCAAUGUCCUAACCAUUAGACCUAUGGGUAAUUUCCUCUUGGGCCAAGGGUGACACUGAUUUUGUAUAUAGCAGUCCGUGUGUACGCACACACGCAUGUAUGUAUGUGCGUGUAUGUGUUUAUGUAUGUGUGUGUGCGCAUGCUUGCGAGUGUUUAAUCUCAUUCAGGAGGAGUAACACUUGACUUUUGAUUACUCACUCCUUGUGUGAUUUAGCCGUCAAACAUUUGUCCCGGCUAUCUAUUUCUGAUUAAAGAGUGUCUUCUCAAGGACGCCUCAAGAAAACAAGCAACAAUAACCUCCUCCCCACUGCAGGCAUGCGUUACACAAACUCACACGCACACACACACACACAGACACACACAUACACACACACACACACACACACACACACACACACACACACACACACAGACACACACGCACACACACACACAGACACACGCACGCACACACACGCACGCACGCACGCAUGCACGCACGCACGCACACACACACACACACACACACACACACACACACACACACACACACACGCACAAACACAGACACACGCACACACACAGACACACACACAAGCACACACACGCACCCACACACAGGCACACACCCACAUACACGCGCACAGACAGACACCACAGUACCAUUUAUCUGGUACUGGUACUCCCUGUAUAUAGCUCCAUUCUUGUGUAUUUUAUUUUAUUCCUCUUGUGUUACUAUUUAUAUUAUUAUUUUUAAACUCUGCAUUGUUGGGAAGGGCUCAUAAGCAAGCAUUUCACGGUGAAGUCUACACCAGUUGUAUUCGGAGCAUGUGGCAAAUUGUGACUCCUACUCCUGCGAACCCCCGGUGUGUGGGGCCCUUCAAGGUAACCUAUCGUUUAAAACUACCGGAUCUCACCUUUCAUGUUUCCCUCCUCAGGCCGGUGUUUCCUGGUCCCCUGGCUGAUGCCGCCCCCCAUGACACCCCUCCGCCUCCCCUGGACAUCGAGGGGACCCCCGCCUAUGCUGUUAGGUCCCUCCUGGACUCCCGACGUCAUGGAGGUCGGCCCCAGUACCUGGUGGAAUGGGAGGGGUAUGGUCCUGAGGAGCGCUGUUGGGUCCCGGUGGCAGACAUCCUGGACCCCAACAUCAUCCAGGAUUUCCAUCUCCGCCGUCCGGACCGGCCCGCUCCUCGUCCUCGGGGUCGUCCUCCUGGCCGGCGUCGUCUUGCGGCUGGUGCCGCGUGUCGGGGGGGCUGCUCCCUCCCUCCGGCGCUUGACGUCGCUGGUCUACUAACCACAGGCCCUGGCAACUAUGAUUAUGCACACCUGCUCCCCAUCAUUACGCACACCUGGUCUUCAUUUUCUCCGUGAUUGCUCCCCCUUUAUUUAUCCCUCAGUUUGUCAUGUUUGUUCAUCUGUCUCGUUUCAUUAUUAAACUUACCUUCUUCACCUGCUUCCUGACUCCGGAUAUUACGUAACACAAAUAACAUUUGAUUUGAUUUCUGUGCACAACACAACAGCCGUCUGUGACCAUCCACAAAAACCUCUCCAAGCCAAACCUUCAUACGCUAACUGCUACACAGCCUACAUCGUUGUCACCUUGUUAAUGAAAUACCCAACAAACUACAGUCGUGGUCAAAAGUUUUUAGAAUGACACAAGUAUUUGGUCUUCACAAAGUUCGCCACUUCAGUGUUAUGAGAUAUUUUUGUCAGAUGUUACUAUGGUAUACUGAAGUAUAAUUACAAGCCUUUCAUAAGUGUCAAAGGCUUUUAUUGACAAUUACAUUAAGUUUAUGCAAAGAGUCAAUAUUUACAGUGUUGACACUUCUUUUUCAAGACCUCUGCAAUCCGCCCUGGCAUGCUGUCAAUUAACUUCUGGGCCACAUCCUGAAUGAUGGCAGCCCAUUCUUGCAUAAUCAAUGCUUAGAGUUUGUGGGUUUUUGUUUGUCCACCCGCCUCUUGAGGAUCGACCACAAGUUCUCAAUGGGAUUAAGGUCUGAGGAGUUUCCUGGCCGGAGAAGUUGCUCUCGGAGGAUGUGUUAGUACCAUUCUUUAUUCAUGGCUGUGUUCUUAGGCAAAAUUGUGAGUGAGCACACUCCCUUGGCUGAGAAGCAACCCCACACAUGAAUGGUCUCAGGAUGCUUUACUGUUGGCAUGACACAGGACUGAUGGUAGCGCUCACCUUGUCUUCUCCGGACAAGGUGUUUUCCGGAUGCCCCAAACAAUCGGAAAGGGGAUUCAUCAGAGAAAAUGACUUUACCCCAGUUCUCAGCAGUCCAAUCCCUGUACCUUUUGCAGAAUAUCAGUCUGUCCCUGGUGUUUUUCCUGGAGAGAGGUGGCUUCUUUGCUGCCCUUCUUGACACCAGGCCAUCCUCCAAAAGUAUUCGCCUCACUGUGCAUGCAGAUGCACUCACACCUGCCUGCUGCCAUUCCUGAGCAAGCUCUGCACUGGUGGUACCCCGAUCCCGCAGCUGAAUCAACUUUAGGAGACGGUCCAGGUGCUUGCUGGACUUUCUUGGGCGCCCUGACGCCUUCUUCACAACAAUUGAACCUCUCUCCUUGAAGUUCUUGAUGAUCCGAUAAAUGGUUGAUUUAGGUGCAAUCUUACUAGCAGCAAUAUCCUUGCCUGUGAAGCCCUUUUUGUGCAAAGCAAUGAUGAUGGCACGUGUUUCCUUGCAGGUAACCAUGGUUAACAGAGGAUGAACAAUGAUUUCAAGCACCACAAUCCUUUUAAAGCUUCCAGUCUGUUAUUCUAACUCAAUCAGCAUGACAGAGUGAUCUCCAGCCUUGUCCUCGUCAACACUCUCACCUGUGUUAACAAGAGAAUUACUGACAUGAUGGCAACUGGUCCUUUUGUUGCAGAGCUGAAAUGCAGUGGAAAUGUUUUUGGGGGAUUAAGUUCAUUUUCAUGGCAAAGAAGGACUUUGCAAUUAAUUGCAAUUAAUUGUAUCACUCUUCAUGACAUUCUGGAGUAUAUGCAAAUUGCCAUCAUCAAAACUGAGGCAGCAGACUUUGUGAAAAUUAAUAUUUGUGUCAUUCUCAAAACUUUUGACCACAACUGUAAAACUAAUGCGUUAGUAAACCCACAACCCAAUCCAUGUGUACAAUCACACAGUACAGUGUACAGCAAUCAGUUAACAGUUACCUGCCAGAACAGGAUCCGGCACCUCUCAGUUUUGAACUGUUUCAUUCCGGAACCCAUUUGCCAGGUUCUGGUACUUCUCGUUACAUGAAACAUUAUUUUCACUGUUUGUAAUGUAAAAAUUAUAAUAAAAGCAAUAAGAGUUAAAACCUCUUAAGGAUCGUAAUCUUUAUUUCAAUUUUUGCCUAUAAUUACAUACACAAAUCUAACUGCCUGUAGCUCAGGACCUGAAGCAUAUUCUUGAUGGCAUAUUCUUGGGCCAGCUGCAGCUUAACUAGGUCUUUCCUUGCAGCACUGGACCACACGACUGGACAAUCAAGACUCUUGGUAUCAUUUGAAAGGGAACACUUUGAAGUUUGUGGAAAUGUGAAAUGAAUGUAGGAGAAUAUAACACAUUAGAUCUGGUAAAAGAUAAUACAAACAACUAAAACAUGCGUUUCUAUUAUGUUUUUGUUGUUGUUGCAUCAGCUUUGAAAUGCAAGAGAAAGGCCAGAGAGUGAUGUAGGAAUCUAGUUGUAAUUUAGAUGUUGUGCACAUGAUGGCAGCAUUGUGUGCGCAAAGUUUCAAACUGAUCCAGUGAAGGAUUACACCUCUACACAAUAUUUUGUAUCAAGUCUGCAGGAGUUUUCCCAAAUGUUCCGAAUUGGCCAAUUUAUACAUUUUCAGAGACAGCAGGGGUUCCUACAUACAACCCAGUUCCUACAUUUGAAUAUAAAAAUACUGUGCUACAUAUUAUCUCUGAGACCCUCAGGAUGACAAAUCAGAGCAAGAUUUUCGAAUGUUAGUACAUUAUUUACCUUCAGAGGUGAAUGUAUCAAACCAGUUGCCGUGACAAAAGUGUUUUGUUGUUGUGCACUAUCCUAAAACAAUAGCAUUGUAUUUUUGAGCUAUAAUAUUUACUGUAAAUUGUACACUGCAGUUAGAUUAACAAGAAUUUAAGCUUUCUGCCCAUAUAAGACAUGUCUAUGUCCUGGAAAGUUGGCUGUUGUUUACAACGCCAUUCUAGUCACAGAUCACAUAUUUUUGUAUUUUUGUAUUUUAUUAGGAUCCCCAUCAGCUGUUGCAAAAGCAGCAGCUACUCUUCCUUGGUUCCACACAAAACAUGCAUCAUGACAUAAUACAGAACAUUAAUAGACAAGAGCAGCUCAAGGACAGAACUACAGAAAACAUUUUUUAAAGGCACACAUAGCCUACAUAUCAAUACAUACACACAAACUAUCUAGGUCAAAUAGGGGAGAGGCGUUGUGCCGUGAGGUGUUGCUUUAUCUGUUUUUUGAAACCAGGUUUGCUGUUUAUUUGAGCAAUAUGAGAUAGAACGGAGUUCCAUGCAAUAAUGGCUCUAUAUAAUACUGUACGCUUUCUUGAAUUUGUUCUGGAUUUGGGGACUGUGAAAAGACCCCUGGUGGCAUGUCUAGUGGGGUAAGUGUUUGUGUCAGAGCUGUGUGUAAGUUGACUAUGCAAACAAUUUGGGAUUUUCAACACAUUAAUGUUUCUUAUAAAAAGAAGAAGUGAUGCAGUCAGUCUCUCCUCAACUCUUAGCCCUCUGAUUACAAUGAAGAGCAAGACGUGCCGCUCUGUUUUGGGCCAGCUUCAGCUUAUCUAGGUCUUUCCUUGCAGCGCUGGACCACACGACUGGACAAUAAUCAAGAUUAGACAAAACUAGAGCCUGCAGAACUUGCUUUUUGGAGUGUGGUGUCAAAAAAGCAGAGUUUCUCUUUAUUAUGGACAGACCUCGCCCCAUCUUUACAACCAAUCAAUCUAUAUGUUUUGACCAUGAUACCCUAAUAUUCAAAGAAUUGAUUUGUGUUGGGCUGGCCCGGGUUUGUGGUUUGCGCAACAUUGUAGCCCAUAUAGACCAACGCGUGGCCAUUGCUGUGGUGAGAGAGAAGCAUGCCUGUAUCUCUCACAGAACUAGAAUGAGAUUCACUUUCAAUGAUCUCUCCCUGCUCUGAUAGACAUGAGCAUGCAACACUCAUCUCUCCAGCGUUGCACUUCAUCAUAUAUUUCCUUAUAGAAUCAUAGCCAUGGGAAGGGUGCUGGAGGUGCCGCAGCACCCCUGAUACAUUUAAAUACUUUUGCCAAAGUUGUAGAAUUACAGCUGUCAGCCAGAACAGGCCUUUCGUGAUUUGUCAAAUACAAUCGUGGGUAAACACAGAUCCUGCUGAAAAGAGAUGCCUAAUCUGUUUGUAGGCUACCAAGUUAUCAACUUCUAAAUAGACCUAAUGAGCGAAUAGCAUUGUUUUACAAAGUAAAACAAGAGAGAGAUAAGCUUUUGGCACGAGCGCAUCGGCCAUCGCUGGAGUGAGUACCACAUCAUUGGGUGAGUCAGUGAAACUGGAAAGCUUUUUUAGGACUAUAAUCUCCUCCUCAUAUUGUACAAUAUGUGUGUCUCCACAGACCUAGACUAUUGAUGGAUUCAAGACAAGGUCGUUUUUAUUGAUCUCAGAUUCUCAGUUUGUCAUUUAGCCUGUAUUUUCGAUCAUUUGUGAGGUAUUAAAAAAUAUUCUGCUAAUAUCACAUUUCAGGAGAAGACCCAGAUGCAGACAUUGUCGAAGUAACAAACGUUUAUUACAAAAACAGGGGGCAGGCAAACGACAGGUCAAGGGCAGGCAGAGGUCAGUAAUCCAGAUCAGAGUCCAAAAGGUACAGGACGGCAGGCAGGUUCAGGGUCAGGGCAGGCAGAAUGGUCAAAACCGGGAAAACUAGAAAACAGGAACAAGGGGAAAAACGCUGGUAGGCUUGACGAAACAAAACUAACUGGCAACAGACAAACACACAGGUAUAAAUACACUAGGGAUAAUGGGGAAGAUGGGCAACACCUGGAGGGGGGUGGAGACAAUCACACGGAUAGGUGAAACAGAUCAGCGUGUAACAGCUAAUGUCUCCAGUCAUCUAAAAUGAUGUAGAAUUGCAUGAAAUGCGUUUAUAAAGGUCAAUUCUUUCCCGGACCCUAAGCCACAAAAAAAAUUCCCAAUGUGUGCAACUUCUGCAAGCGCCUCUCUCUACUCUCCUGCUCUAUGCCAGUACGCAAAAGCGCUGAUAAUGCAUGCAAAGUUUUAAUAUAAAAGUUAUUUUUCUUUCAUGCAUUCUGAUACCUCAGAGCCCCCCAGGUAACCCCCCUCUCGGGCUCACUUUUUGUUCCCGGCACCUCCCAUUUACACUGGCAGUUACACUGGCAGGUUCCGGUGGCAAUAAAUUAAUAAAACCAAAAGCUUACUUUGACUUGGAAGAGUUACUGUGUUGGUAGAGCAUGGCGCUUGCAACGCCAGGGUUGUGGGUUCGUUUCACACGGGGGGCCAGUGUGGGGAUGUAUGCACUCACUAACUGUGAGUCGCUCUGGAUAAGAGCGUCUGCUAAAUUACUAAAAUGUAAAUGUUGGAUAGCCUUAGCCAGCUAGCUAACAUACAGUGCCUUCGGAAAGUAUUCAAACCACUUGACUUUUUCCACAUUUUGUUAUGUUACAGCAUUAUUUAAAAUUGAUUAAAUAGUUUUUUUUCCCCCUCAUCAAUCUACACACAAUACCCCAUAAUGACAAAGCAAAAACAGUUAUUUCGAAUUUUUUGCUAAAUUAUUAAAAAUAAAAAACUGAAAUAUCACAUUUACAUAAGUAUUCAGACCCUUUACUCAGUACUUUGUUGAAGCACCUUUGGCAGCGAUUACAGCCUAGUGUCUUCUUGGGUAUGACGCUACAAGCUUGGCACAUCUGUAUUUGGGGAGUUUCUCCCAUUCUUCUCUGCAGAUCCUCUCAAGCUCUGUCAGGUUGGAUGGGGAGCGUUGCUGCACAGCUAUGUUCAGGUCUCUCCAGAGAUGUUCGAUCAGGUUCAAGUCUGGGCUCUGCCCAGGCCACUCAAGGACAUUCAGAGACUUGUCCCAAAGCACGCAGACGUUGUCUUGUCUGUGUGCUUAGGGUCGUUGUCCUGUUGGAAGGUGAACCUUCACCCGAGUCUGAGGUCCUGAGCGCUCUGGAGCAGGUUUUCAUCAAGGAUCUCUCUGUACUUUGCUCCGUUCAUCAUUGCCUCGAUCCUGACUAGUCUCCCAGUCCCUGCCGCUGAAAACCAUCCCCACAGCAUGAUGCUGCCACCACCAUGCUUCACCGUAGGGAUGGUGCCAGGUUUCCUCCAGACGUGGCGCUUGGCAUUCAGGCCAAAGAGUUUAAUCUUGGUUUCAUCAAACCAGAGAAUCUUGUUUCUCAUGGUCUGAGAGUCUUUAGGUGCCCUUUGGCAAACUUCAAGCGGGCUGUCAUGUUUAUUUUACUGAGGAGUGGCUUCCGUCUGGCCACUCUAUCAUAAAGGCCUGAUUGGUGGAGUGCUGCAGGGAUGGUUGUCCUUCUGGAAGGUUCUCCCAUCUCCACAGAGGAACUCUAGAGCUCUGUCAAAGUGACCAUCGUUUUCUUGGUCACCUCCCUGAGCAAGGCCCUUCUCCCCCGAUUGCUCAGUUUGGCCGGGCGGCCAGCUCUACGAAGAGUCUUGGUAGUUCCAAACUUCUUCCAUUUAAGAAUGAUGGAGGCCACUGUGUUCUUGGGGACCUUCAAUGCUGCAGAAAUGUUUUGGUACCCAGAUCUGGGCCUAGACACCAUCCUGUCUCGGAGCUCUACAGACAAUUCCUUUGACCUCAUGGCUUGGUUUUUGCUCUGACAUGCACUGUCAACUGUGGGACCUUAUAUAGACAGGUGUGUGCCUUUCCAAAUCAUGUCCAAUCACUUGAAUUUAUCACAGGUGGACUCCAAUCAAGUUGUAGAAACAUCUCAAGCAUGAUCAAUGGAAACAGGAUGCACCUGAGCUCAAUUUCGAGUCUCAUAGCAAAUGGUCUGAAUACUUAUGUAAAUAAGGAAUUUAUGUUUUUUAUUUUUAAUACAUUUGCAAACAUUACUAAAAACCUGUUUUUGCUUUGUCAUUAUGGGGUAUUGUGUGUAGAUUGCUGAGGAUUUAAAAAAUAUAAUAAUAUUUUAUAAAAAUAUAUAUCCAUUUUAGAAUAAGGCUGUAACGUAACAAAAUGUGAAGAAAGUCAAGGUGUCUGAAUACUUUCCGAAGGCACUGUACAUAUAAUUCCUAUCUGUUUGCAUCAGUUUGAUGAGUAGUCUAAAUUAGCUGCAUUAACUAAGUAAAUGAAAGGUAAAAUAACAAUAAGAAAAAAUACAACAGAAUAAAGCUAGCUCUCUCCUUCUCUCUCUCUGCUGCUUCUCCUUCAUUUUUGAAGAAAAUAAUUUGUUCAAAACUGUUAAAUUCUCUGAUCCUUUGAUUGGAUGGACAAGAUGUUAGUUCAUACUGCAAGAGCUCUGUUAGGUUGGAGGACGUCCUCUGGAAGUUGUAAUAAUUUCUGUGUAAGUCUAUGGAUGGGGGUGAGAACCAUGAGCCUCCUAGGUUUUGUAUUGAAGUCAAUGUACCCAGAGGAAGACGGAAAAUAGCUGUCUUACCCUAGAGCAGUGCUUCUCAAUUAUUUUCUGUUACGUCCCCCCUAGGAAGAAGUAAACAUUUCGCGCCCCCCAACUCUCCGACGCGACUGUAAAUAGUAUAAUUUGUCUAUAAAAUUGUUAUAAGUACACCUCUGCAUAACAUUGUAUCCUUAUUAACAUUUAAAAAAAGAAAAAGAAAAAAGAAAUAUAGAUCAACUUACUACAAAGAAUAACUUUAUUAACAUAGUUUUUUAGUCUGUAACAGAAAAUACUUAAAGUGCAUCAAUUUGCCUGAAAAGAAAUAAUUAAAUUCCAUCCUUAUUUAAACUGUAAAAUGUUUUUGACCAUUUGAUACUGAAAAAUAAAAUAUAAUCAAUAAAUAAUAAUACAUUCAAAUUGAUCAGCAACAUGAACUCAGGAGCACAAUAUAUGAAACACUUUGACCUAUAAAACAAAAAUCAAAAUGAGGAAGUCAGGAUUAAUGGCUACAAUGAGCACGUUUUGCAGUGCACAGCUUUUCGAAGCAGGGUUUGAAGCAUGAUACUGCAACUCUCAGCUCCUGCUCAAUGUUUAGCUGGGACCUGUACUUGGUCAUCAGUGCAGCAACAGCAGAGAAGCCAGUCUCACAAAGAUAAGAUGUUGCAAAAGGAAGAAGAAUGCCCAUGGCCCUCUGCCCUAAGAGUGGAUACUGCCUCUCUACACUCAGCCAGAAUUCACUCAGUGUCUGUGAUGUGAACCACAGUCUCAAUGUGGAGUCAGACGUCAUAUCAAUGAACUGGUCCUCCUCUGCAGAGCUGAAACCAGUUGGAGCUGGUGCAUUGAAAGGAUCUCUCACCCAGUCAUAUUGGGAACUGUUUUCAGGGAAGUACUUUUUAAAGAAUCCCAUCAGUGAUGAAAUAUGCUCCUUAAUAUAUGGAAUCACUGAGGUGGCAUCAUAGUCAGUAGUGUCAACAAAUUCAUGCAGGUUCUCGAAUGAAUCAGUAUUUCCUUCCAUCAAGUCGCCUGCCCCACAUUGCAAGCUUUCGAGUGAAAGAGCUGAUCUUGUCUGUGACCUGAGGGAGGUGUUUAUCUUUCCCUUGAAGCUGUAGAUUUAGUUAAUUUAGCUUUCCAAAUAUGUCACUCAGGUAGGCCAGUUUUGCCAGGAAGUUCUCAUCACUAAAUUUUUCUGCGAGGUCAUACUUGUGCUCCUGCUCCGAAAACAUUCUUAUCUGCUCUCUGAGCUCAAAAACUCGGGACAAGACUUUUCCUCGUGACAGCCACCUUGCUUCACUGUGAAACAGCACAGCUUGAUGUUCAGCUCCCAUCUCCUCACAGAUAGCAGAGAAGACUCUUGUUUUUAGUGGUCUGGUGAUUGGGGUGUAAUGUCUUUAAGUGACACCUUAAUUUAUUUGGCUUCAUGCUGUCCACUGCCAAUAUUUUUAGACACAGUAAACAUACCGGUCUUUCCUCGUCUCCCAAUGUAGUCACAGUGAAGCCAAGCGCUACAUACGCUUCGUCAUAUUUCCUCGUCUUAGCUUUCGAGAGACGUUUGUCUCAUUAUCUCCGUCUCUCUCCGCCAUUCUUUUCAUCCCUGUUGAAUAUUUUUCCAUGGUGUCUCUUAAGGGUUUGUUAUCUGCACUUCAUAUCUCCUGCUCUGUGCUGUGUGCUCUUGUUCGGUGCAAAAAAACCCUACUCCCUGCGCGCCCCACUAUUUGAGAAGGACUGCCCUAGAGGGUGCUGUUGAGGCUACUGUAGACCUUCAUUGCAAAACAGUAUGUUUUAAUCAGUUAUUUGGUGGCGUGAAUGUAUGUAGUAUAGUUUUAUAUAAAAAUAAUAACUUUAAUGUUACACUAUUUUUAUAGGAUGGUCCUCCCCUUACUCCGCUGAGGAACCUCCACUGCCCCACUUACCCAUUCUCACUUCGUAGACUUUAAGGCUGUUGGUAGUAUACAUGGUGACACUAUGGAAGAUCUUGAGAUCCAAUUCAAUGUAUACUAUUGAAGGUAUACUAUUCAAGAUUGUUACAAUCAUAGGGAAAUGCAGUCAUUACGGGCAAGUCUGAGUGGUUCACUGUGAAGUCUGGAGUGAGACAGGAUUUCUUCAUCUCUCAGAUCCUCUUCCUUAUUACCAUUGACUGGAUUAUGACCAAAACCACAUCAUACAAACACAGAGGUAUUCAGUGGACCCUGUUCUGCCACCUAGAAGAUCUCAAAACUUUGCCAAAAAACUCACGUUAUGCAUUUGUCCAACUCAUCCCAUCUGGAGGUCUGAGCAGAGCAGCCUCAAAACAAAUAUCCACCUAUAUAACAGCAAUGUCAAAUCUGUUCUAUUGUAUGGUUUGGAUUGUUGGCAUGUUGUCAGGAACGACAUGAGACGGAUGGAGUCUUUCAGCAGUGGAGGUCUCAGGAGAAUCUGCUGCAUCUUCUGACCGAACAAAAUAUACAACAGUGCCAAAAUAUCACACAACACAUCAAGAUAAUAAUAUGCCAUUUAGCAGACACUUUUAUCCAAAGCGACUUACAGUCAUGUGUGCAUAUAUUUUUACGUAUGGGUGGUCCCGGGGAUCGAACCCACUAUCCUGGCGUUACAAGCGCCAUGCUCUACCAAUUGAGCUACAGAGGACCACCAAUAUACCAAGAUAAGUUGACAGAUGUCUUGACCACAUUAAUAAUAAUUUGCCAUUUAGCAGACGCUUUUAUCCAAAGCGACUUACAGUCAUGCGUGCAUACAUUUUUGUGUAUGGGUGGUCCCGGGGAUCGAACCCACUACCUUGGCGUUACAAGCGCCGUGCUCUACCAGCUGAGCUACAGAGGACCACAUUCUCAGAAUGCCAAGAUAUAAACUCAUUGUGGAUUUAUGUCCCAAUGGGGAUGACGUGGAUUGAGUAAAUAUAUAGAAUAUUAGAGAUUUGUCUGCAUAUGUGGACAACUCUCAGGCCUAGGUCUAAGACACUCUGAUCUAUUAUGACCCUAUUGGUCAUCCAUGCCAUUAACUUAUGUGAUUCGGCUUUCCUAAAUGAACAACUGUCUGGUGGUCACAUAUACUUUUCUGUACUUUCUUGCCUAAAUGGACAGCUUGUCACAGCUUGCACUCCAACCUUCUACUCUGUACAGCUAAAGAAGGUUCCUUACAUCUUUUCUUAUCUUAUCCUUGCCAUAUACAGUGCCUUCAGAAAGUAUGCAUACCCCUUGGCUUAUUCCACAUUUUGUUGUGUUACCGCCUGAAUUCAAAAUGGAUUCAAUCGAUUUUUCUCUCUCACCCAUCUACACAUAAUACCCUGUAACGACAAAGUGAAAACAUGUUUUUAGACAUUUUUGCAAAUCUAUUGAAAAUCAAACAUCUCAUUUACAUACAUAUUCUCAUUUACAUCCUCUCCUAUUCUCGCUAUACACCAAGUCACUUGGCUCUGUCAUAUCCUCACAUGGCCUCUCCUAUCAUUGCUACGCAGACGACACACAACUAAUCUUCUCCUUUCCCCCUUCUGAUAACCAGGUGGCGAAUCGCAUCUCUGCAUGUCUGGCAGACAUAUCAGUGUGGAUGAUGGAUCACCACCUCAAGCUGAACCUCGGCAAGACGGAGCUGCUCUUCCUCCCGGGGAAGGACUGCCCGUUCCAUGAUCUCGCCAUCACGGUUAACAACUCCGUUGUGUCCUCCUCCCAGAGUGCGAAGAGCCUUGGCGUGACCCUGGACAACACACUGUCGUUCUCCGCUAACAUCAAGGUAGUGACCCGAUCCUGUAGGUUCAUGCUCUACAACAUUCGGAGAGUACGACCCUGCCUUACACAGGAAGCGGCACAGGUCCUAAUCCAGGCACUUGUCAUCUCCCGUCUGGAUUACUGCAACUCGCUGUUGGCUGGGCUCCCUGCCUUUGCCAUUAAACCCCUACAACUCAUCCAGAAUGCCGCAGCCCGUCUGGUGUUCAACCUUCCCAAGUUCUCUCACGUCACCCCACUCCUCCGCACACUCCACUGGCUUCCAGUUGAAGCUCGCAUCUGCUACAAGACCAUGGUGCUUGCCUACGGAGCUGUGAGGGGAACGGGACCUCCGUACCUUCAGGCUCUGAUCAGUCCCUACACCCAAACGGGGGCAUUGCGUUCAUCCACCUCUGGCCUGCUGGCCCCCCUACCUCUGCGGAAGCACAGUUCCCGCUCAGCCCAGUCAAAACUGUUCGCUUCUCUGACACCCCAAUGGUGGAACAAGCUCCCUCACGACCCCAGGACAGCGGAGUCACUCACCACCUUCCGGAGACACUUGAAACCCCACCCACCUCUUUAAGGAAUACCUGGGAUAGGAUAAAGUAAUCCUUCUACCCCCCCUUAACCCAACCCAAAAAAACAAACAUAUUGUAAAGUGGUUAUCCCACUGGCUAUAAGGUGAAUGCACCUAUUUAUAAGUCGCUCUGGAUAAGAGCGUCUGCUAAAUGACGUAAAUGUAAUGUAUUCCACCUCUGAGUCAAAACAUGUUAGAAUAACCUUUGGUAGUGAUUACAGCUGUUAGUCUUUCUGGUUAAGUCUCUAAGAGUUUUGCACACCUGGAUUGUACAAUAUUUGCACAUUAUAUAUUUUUUUAUUCUUCAACUUCUGUCAAGUUGGUUGUUGAUCAUUGCUAGACAGCCAUUUUCUAGUCUUGCCGUAGAUUUUCAACCGAAUUUAAGUCAAAACUAUAACUAGGCCACUCAGGAACAUUCAAUAUCGUCUUGGUAAGCAACUCCAGUGUACAUUUGGCCUUGUGUUUUAGGUUAUUGUCCUGCUGAAAGGUGAAUUUGACUCCCAGUGUCUGUUGGAAAGCAGACUGAAACAGCUUUUCCUCUAGGAUUUUGCCUGUACUUAGCGCUAUUCCGUUUCUUUUUAUCCUAAAAAACACCCUAGUCCUUGCCGAUGACAAGCAUACCGAUAACAUGAUGCAGCCACCACCAUGCUUGAAAAUAUGAAGAGUGGUACUCAGUGUUGUGUUGGAUUUGCCCCAAACAUAACGCUUUGGAUUCAGGACAUAAAGUUAAUUUCUUUGACAUAUGUUUUGCAGUUUUACUUUAGUGCCUUGUUGCAAACAGAAUGCAUGUUUUGGAAAAGUGGUAUUCUAUACAGGCUUCCUUCUUUUCACUCUGUCAUUUAGGUUAGUAUUGUGGAGUAACUACAAUGUUGUUGAACCAUCCUCAGUUUUCUCCUAUCACAGCCAUUAAACUCUGUAACUGUUUUAAAGUUAUCCACUUUCACAACCAGUGGUAAGAAGACAGCAGCAGACAACUGUAUGGCUCUCUAUGCCACAGACAUGAUGACGUGUUCCUCUGUAGCUCAGCUGGUAGAGCACGGCGCUUGUAACGCCAAGGUAGUGGGUUCGAUCCCCGGGACCACCCAUACACAAAAAAUGUAUGCACGCAUGACUGUAAGUCGCUUUGGAUAAAAGCGUCUGCUAAAUGGCAUAUUAUUAUUAUGAUAUUCUAUUGUAUCAUAAACUGCAAUUUUAGUGGAUUUCCUUUCCUUCUAUGGCUUACCAUGGUGGUCCACCAUUAUAUAAUAAUCUGAACAGUUUAUGAUGUUGUACAUGGCUCCAUUAUAAUUCUUGCCCAUCAAAACAUAGGUAUAGACAAUGUCUAUUAGACAUCACCUGUUCUGUGUAGUCAUGAUUGGUUCAGCAGAUAUCAUGAUUGGUUCAGCAGAUAUUAAUGAAAAUACAUUGUCUGUCUGUGGCGGAAUAGAAUAACGGCCACCACAGCCACCAGGUGGCCAUUGUGAUAGGCUAUUUUGGAGUGGAUUUACAAAGGAUUCAAUAAAUAGACACUUACGUUUUCCUGAUGUACAGUUGAAGUCGGAAGUUUAUAUAGACUUAGGUUGGAGUCAUUAAAACUCGUUUUUCAACCACUCCACAAAUUUAUUUUUAACAAACUAUAGUUUUGGCAAGUCGGUUAGGACAUCUACUUUGUGCAUGACACAAGUAUUUAACAAUUGUUUACAGACAGAUUAUUUCACUUAUAAUUCACUGUAUCACAAUUCCAGUGGUCAGAAGUUUACAUACACUAAGUUAACUGUGCCUUUAAACAGCUUGGAAGAUUCCUGGCUUUAGAAGCUUCUGAUAGGCUAAUUGACAUAAUUUGAGUCAAUUGGAGGUGUACCUGUGGAUGUAUUUCAAGGCCUACCUUCAAACUCAGUGCCUCUUUGCUUGACAUCAUGGGAAAAUCCAAAGAAAUCAGCCAAGACCUCAGAAAAAGAAUUGUAGACCUCCACAAGUCUGGUUCAUCCUUGGGAGCAAUUUCCAAACGCCUGAAGGUACCACGUUCAUCUGUACAAACAAUAGUACGCAAGUAUAAACACAAUGGGACCACGUAGCUGUCAUACCGUUCAGGAAAGAGACGCGUUCUGUCUCCUAGAGAUGAACGAACUUUGGUGCGAAAAGUGCAAAUCAAUCCCAGAACAACAGCAAAGGACCUUGUGAAGAUGCUGGAGGAAACAGGUAUAAAAGUAUCUAUAUCCACAGUAAAACAAGUCCUAUAUCGACAUAACCUGAAAGGCCGCUCAGCAAGGAAGAAGCCACUGCUCCAAAAGCCAGACUACGGUUUGCAACUGCACAUGGGGACAAAGAUCGUACUUUUUGGAGAAAUGUCCUCUGGUCUGAUGAAACAAAAAUAGAACUGUUUGGCCAUAAUGACCAUCGUUAUGUUUGGAGGAAAAAGGGGGUUGCUUGCAAACCGAAGAACACCAUCCCAACCGUGAAGCACAGGGGUGGCAGCAUCAUGCUGUGGGGGUGCUUUGCUGCGGGACGGACUGGUGCACUUCACAAAAUAGAUGGCAUCAUGAGGAAGGAAAAUUAUGUGGAUAUAUUCAAGCAACAUCUCAAGAUAUCAGUCAGGAAGUUAAAGCUUGGUCGCAAUUGGGUCUUCCAAAUGGACAAUGACCCCAAGCAUACUUCCAAAGUUCUGGCAAAAUGGCUUAAGGACAACAAAGUCAAGGUAUUGGAGUGGCCAUCACAAAGCCCUGACCUCAAUCCUAUAGAAAAUGUGUGGGCAGAACUGAAAAAGCGUGGGCGAGCAAGGAGGCCUACAAACCUGACUCAGUUACACCAGCUCUGUCAGGAGGAAUGGGCCAAAAUUCACCCAACUUAUUGUGGGAAGCUUGUGAAAGGCUACCCGAAACGUUUGACUCAAGUUAAAAAAUUUGAAGGCAAUGCUACCAAAUACUAUUUGAGUGCAUGUAAACCUCUGACCCACUGGGAAUGUGAUGAAAGAAAUAAAAGCUGAAAUAAAUAAUUCUCUGUACUUCUGACAUUUUACAUUCUUAAAAUAAAGUGGUGAUCCUAACUGACCUAAGACAGUUUAUUUUUACUAGGAUUGAAUGUCAGGAAUUGUGAAAAACUGAGUUUAAAUGAAUUUGGCUAAGGUGUAUGUAAACUUCAGACUUCAACUGUAUCAAUAACUCAGCCAUCUCUCAACCAAUCCCUUAGCUUUUCACAAAAAAGUUAAGUGAUGACCAUGGGGCUAACUUUUUCAAAGGUUUCCAAAAAAUGUUCAAGCUGUAGGAAAAUUUAUCCUGACGGACCUUAUGGGUCCUUGAGGCAAAUUUGUUCAGCAUGAGGAAAGACAUCUGUAUACAAAGUUUCAAUUCUCUAGGUCAAACUGGGUGACGGAUAUGAGGCGAAAUUGCUUAUAACAGCAGCCAAUCACUGCCAUUCUUUCUGACCAAGUUACUCAUGGCCUGUAGUUUCUGUGUGCCAAAUUAGAAAAAAAGUUACAAAGUCAAGGAAAUCAAAUCAUUAAUAAUUGCUAUUAACACCUAACCAGUUCUAUUUUUUAUGUUUUCCCAAGAAUAGGGUUUAUCCAGUAGCUGUUCAUAACAAAAAAAGGAGGGGUAGGGUGAGGUGGGGCAAGAGGGGCGGUGUGAGAAUCCACCCCUUGUCAACUGAUCCAUGCCUUGUUUUCCUGUCCCCUCGCUCUCUCUCUCUCUCUCUCUCUCUCUCAAUGGCUGAUUAGACUCUCUCACUCUGGCCAGGCUGUGUCUUCAGGCUGUUGCUCUCAUUACAGACAAAGCAUGGGCAACCUGUAGCAUGCCAACAGCAGAGCAGGGCAACACCAAGGGACUCCAAGGGACUCACCAAGGGAAUGCUUCUGGAGUGAAUACUUUUUUUCAUUAUAUUUUUCUUUUUUACUUAUUUAAGUCACGGGUCACUUGUUUCACCAUGGAGUUCGGGAAGGUUAAUCUCAAAAUGUUGCUGCUGACCAUGAUGAUAUUCAAAUGGGGUAAGCCUCUCAUUGCAAGUGAUCGACACGAUGUUACGGGACGGGGUGUGAUGUAUCAUAGUGCAAAAAUGAUAUUCUGUAGUGUAAUUUGGAGAACAUUUUAAAUGUGAAGGGAAGGUAUGGCAGGGGUAUAAGGUACUAUGGGGUGUAAGCCCUUACAGAGGAACAAGUGCGCCACUUGCCAAUUGUUGUGGGCGGCUCGCAAUCCCCUUUGCUGUAAAGGCAACAGGUUGCAUGGACAGAUUUAUUGAAGCAAGCGAGUAAACAUCUUAAGUAAUUUAAUCAGAAAUGCCAACAAAAAAAGUUCACAAAUAUAUAUAUAUAUAUUAUUAUUAUUUUACAUAUAUUGACAAAUGCAGUUGCUUUACUACCAGUAUUCUGCUUUAAAUAAAUGUAUUCCCAAAUAUAUAUUGUAUUCAACAUCACAAGAAACUAAAAUGCUAAUUCCCACAGUUUCGAAACAUUAUGUUCUUCUCUUAUCACAAAUCCACUGUGCCUCUGGUUUUUGACUCUCCUUGGCAUUGGUUUGCAUGAAGAAUUCCCAUUUUUUCCCCAUGGUUUCAACUGAGGCUUGUACCUCUAACUCUUUACAACAAGUGGCCCCAAGAAUUCCCCCUUGUCUCCUUGUGUUUUGAGAAUUGCUGUUCGGUGAGUGGUACAGGAGUGGUUCUCAGGGAGAGGCUUGGCUGCGUUUGACCUAUUUUUCCCCACACAGCCCCACUUCACCCCCAUCUGGGAGGGGAGUCUGAAACAGACAGAGCAGGGGUGGGUAGGUGGCUACGUGUUCAUUAUUGCUCAUAACCAUGACAACGGGCUCUCAGACUAAUUUCCAGGGCAUUAUUGGAAAAUAUUAGCAUUUUAGUCAAAUCACUUUGAGCAACAUUGUUUGCUUUGAUGAUGUGGGACCCAGUUGGAUUCAUAUCUUAUCUGGAGCGUAUUCAAAUCAGGAGCUUGAUGAAAAUGUCAUAUUAAUAAUAACACAAAGUUCAAGAUAAUAGUGAUUAGAGUGAAAAGACUUAAGAAAUCAAUACUUCUUGUAUCAUUAAAACGAAUCCUAAAAUGCACAGCAUUUUGUCUCAUUGAGGAAAACUGAAUCUAGCACAGGAGUUUAGUUAACCUAUCCCUGUCAAUAUCCCACUCUUUCCCAGUUCACUAGUCUAUAGUUCAGCAGCAAAGGCAGGGGUCCAAAUCAAAUCAUGCAUGCAUGCGGAGACAGGGCAGCCAAUAGUUAGCUCACUGAUGAGAAACUGCAUUGAGAGGCGAGGGAAUUAAUGGAGAUAAUGAGGUCGCAAACAAUCUCAAGAAAAGCACAAAAUAAUGUGUUUGAAUGGAGCCAUUGAGCUUUGAUUUAAUUGCCAAAGUAUUGGAGUUAGCGCUUAGCAUGUUGCUACAUAGCAUGAUAACUCUCAAUGCACGGUUCCACCCACUCAGAGUGUGGGACCCCCUAGUGUUUUGUUUGCUUUUUAGCCACAGCCACUUGCUCUCACUCUCUGGAACCACCACCAUCACCAGAAAUGACCCGUCUAGGACCUCCUUUUUUUUAGGGGGGGGGAAGGAGAUACUUCUAAUUCCCAGUUCCAGACAAAAAGGAGAGUGGUCAGAAAUCACAGGCUCUUUAAAAACUUCCACCAUCCAGAGGAGGAAUAACAGGGGGCCCAGGAGGGUAUCAGACCCUCUGAAUGAGACAUGAGUCCACCCUAAAUGAAAAGGUCUCUAAACAAUGCUAAUUUAAUUUGUUUAAAAUUCUAUUUGUACCGCUACAGUGGUAAAUAUUAAAAUAAAAGCUUAUAUCAAAUUAAACGAACACCCCCACCUCUGUGUCACGGUUUAAACAAUUUUUUCCCCAUGUGGCUGCACUUGUCAUCCCGGGACACUCCCAUUUCUCAGCCGCUUUUCAGGUAUCCCAACUAUUCUUCCUACAAAAAUGUUUGUUAGCAAGACGCAUCAAUUCAGGGUACAAGAGUGUAGAGCCAAUAACAAUCGCCGAAUGUCAUUACACUUUUUGAUGUUUUGUAACAGAUGUCUCUUUCCAUUCAUCAAAUGGCAUGAAUGCACAGUGCACUGUUUGGAUGCUGGAAUUAUUUUUGGAGUGGACGAACAUGCGCAGGUAACCUACUUUUUGAAGUGAUUUGUUUAACAAUAAGCAAUAAGCCAAACCCCCAGAGCCAGUGGGCUCCCCCACCUUAGGGGCUGCGGGGCUGUGUGGUACGCCAUUGGUGACAUCUGAUACAGGAGGGCUGGCUGCUGCGCUGGAGCCUGUUGACAUUCUCCACUGUCUGUUUGAACUUAAGGGAAGUGAAAAGAGUUGGGGAAAAUUGACAGGAAAAGAUAGGAGAGGUAGAUGAGAGGAAAGGUAGGUCUAGGUAGAGGAUAGCAGUUGGGUGAAAAAUGAUCAGAAGAUGAAAGGAGAUGUAGCCUACUGUAUAGGGGCAUCAGGAGAGGAGAUGAGACAGGAGGGAGAGAAGUAGUUGACUGUUCGUUGUCUUUCGGGGAAGGAGGGCAGUAGAUAGGUGAUAAGAGAGGAGAGGAGGGGAUAGAAGUUGAGGAAAAACCAUGCAUUUUCAAACUGCCAGGAAACCCUAACGAGGAACCCUGUUUUUCCUGUUCCUAAUUGGCUCCUUUAUUCAUGCAUCUUGGUUGGAAAGCGAGGUAGCAACAGUACACCUUUCCUUUGCCUACACAACAGACUCUCCCAUGAGGUCUAUAGAACCAGGAUAGAAAAAUACAGCCAUAUGUCAUAUGUCCUAACCUCACUUUGCAACUGAUUCAUACAGGGACCUUGAAAAGACCUUGAAUGUGACCUUUUAUUGAAGCUGUGUGACCCAACUACAACAUUUCAACCGACAUGGUCUUCAUCAGGAUACCUUGUCAAUGACUUUCCAGACAUCUCAGUACCAUAGAGCAGUCCUAGAAAGUCUGCAGAAAGUGCACAUGGACUACCCAGACGGAGUAAAUUGCCAAUUGAAAUGGGGUUGGGAUUAGACCCAAAUAGAGCAGAUUAAGAUUACAAUCAGGGUGAUCUCCAGGAAGAUCCACAUUAGAUGCAGGAUUGUGGCAAACCAACCAGUACAUUGCUCAGACUCAGCAACUAAGGAGUUUUUCUUCAUCACGAAAGUUGAAGGAGAGGAAGUGCGACAACAUUUAUAUAUAAUAUAAACAUUAAUGUACAUUAACUUUUCAAUUCACAUUAGCAAUGGAAGGUCAUGUUUACGAAAGAGGGUUCGGCGCUUGGCAAUGGAAAUUUAUUGUAAAUAUCCCAAUAAAAUAUCCCAGUAUAGACACUAGCCAGCAUGCUUCAACUAUGCAAGUGACUUUUCAUCUUAACCAUAUUACACAUUUGUAAAAUGGAACCAAACCACAUUACACUCUUGAAUAAUGCAACAAUUCACAAGCUUGUGCAGACAACAAAGGGUUUCUUUUCUCGUCUGUAGGCUACACUCAUUACAUUUUAGCUUCAAGACAAAAGUACAGAGUUGCUUCAUCAUGUAACAUUAGCCUAUCAAAAAUGAACGAUUAGGCCUACUACCACACUACUACUAUAUAAUAAUACUAGUAGGGGAGAACCGGGACAAAAGAAAGACUUUUAGUUUUUUUCCUAAUUACUCAGAGAUCGAUAGAGCUAGACACACCAUAUUUGAUGACAAACAAGUUAUGUAUGUCCUCUACCAUUAGCAACUGUAAUUUCAUUCCUAAGGUAUUUUAGUUAAAUAGACCGACAGCAGAAUUACCCCAACAUUACUUUUGUACCUGCCGGCGGGGCGGGAGUAACACAGCCUUGGGACAGAAGUAACAGCUGGUGAGAAGUGCACAAAAUCUAUCUGUCUUAUCUCCAUGUUUCUGGUUUGUAAUGCUUGUUGCUUUCAACAAAUGUACUAUCAGACAUCAUUUAAUGUUUGGUCGAUUUGAAUAAUUAAUGCUAUAGGUUCGAAAUGUAUGAAAAUUAACCAUGCGUCAACAUUGCAAUGUUGCAUAACCACAAUAUGCCUUAACCCUCCUAUUAUGUUGUGGGUCAAUUUGACCCGUUUCCACAUUUGCGUUGUCUAAAAUACUAGUUAACCACUCUUUUUCGCCAUGAAAUUACAUGACUUUUCCUCAUUUAGGGUCAUGAACCUAACUGCAAAAUGUGGACACACUGAUGUGUUGUGGAAUGUCUGUGUACAUUUUGUAUACAAACAUGAUGUUGUGGGUCAUUUUGACCCGGAGGCUUUCAUGUGUAUAUAUAUUUGCACAGGUGCAAAACAAAAAAGUGUCUUUGAUUUAUUUUGUUUUGACUGGUCCUGGUUGCACUUUUAGAAUUGUGUUUGGGUUAAAAAGGGCUUUCCCAAGCUUCUCCUCAGUGUGAGAGCAGCAGGUCCCUGACACAGACACUCAAAAAUGAGCUCCAAAAGAUUUUCAAUCAAUGAAGUCUUAUCACAAAUUCUGGACUGUGACAGUGAAAAAGAAGAAGAGGUUUCAGAGACAGAGGAUAUUUCAGAGAUAGAGGACAAUGCUGUUGAUGAUCCAGAUUUUGUCUUCAUUGAAGAGGAUUCAGAGGAGGAGUCUGCCGUACCAUCCCCUACAUCAGAUGAGAGACAGAGCAUGCAACAAGCAUCAUCAAGAGAAGAGAAGACAUGGAAGUCUAAAGAUGGUCAUAUUGAAUGGUCACCGUCACCACAACGAGGUCAAGGUAGACUCUCAGCUUCCAAUGUAAUAAAAAUGGUUCCAGGACCUACACGAUUUGCUGUCACUCGAGUCCAUGACAUACAAUCAGCUUUUGAGCUCUUUUUACCCCAAGCAAUAGAGAAGAUUGUUCUGGACAUGACCAACUUGGAGGGGAGCCGUGUGUUUCAAGAGAACUGGAAGCCACUGGAUCGGAUUGACUUGCAUGCAUACAUUGGAUUGCUCAUAUUAGCUGGAGUCUACCGGUCAAACGGAGAAGCAACGGCCAGCCUGCGGAAUGAAGAGAAUGGAAGGCCAAUAUUUCGGGCAACAAUGUCUCUACAAGAAUUCCACAUAAUUUCUCGGGUGAUUCGCUUUGAUAACCGUGAUACCAGACCGGGUCGACGUGAAAGAGACAAACUAGCUGCAAUCAGAGAUGUAUGGGAUAAAUGGGUGGAAAUUCUACCGUUACUGUACAAUCCCAGUCCUCAUGUUACAGUUGAUGAACGCCUUGUUCCAUUCAGAGGACGUUGUCCCUUCAGACAGUAUAUGCCAAACAAGCCUGCAAAAUGUGGCAUCAAAAUAUGGGCAGCAUGUGAUGCCACAUCAAGCUAUGCAUGGAAUAUGCAAGUUUACACUGGGAAGCCACCCGGCGGAGUGCCUGAGAAAAACCAGGGAUGCGGGUGGUGCUGGACAUGAGUGAAGGGCUGCAAGGUCAUAACAUCAUGUGUGACAACUUCUUCACAUCCUACCCGCCUUGGUGUUGAACUACAGAAGAGAAAGCUGACCAUGGUUGGAACAAUCAGAAAAAACUAACCUGAACUUCCCAGUGAGCUUCUGAAAAUGCAGGGCAGAACUGUGCAUUCCUCUAAAUUUGCUUUCUCUGAAAAUGCAACUGUUGUUUCAUACUGCCCAAAGAAGAACAAGAAUGUUCUUGUAAUGAGCACAAUGCACAAAGAUGCAUCGCUGAGUGCAAGAGAGGACAUCAAGCCACAAAUAAUACUGGACUACAAUUCCACCAAAGGAGGAGUUGACAAUUUGGAUAAAGUCACAGCAACAUAUAGUUGUCAGCGCAUGACUGCCCGCUGGCCUUUGGUGAUUUUCUACAACAUUGUGGAUGUGUCUGCUUACAAUGCCUAUGUCCUGUGGACUGAAAUCAACCAGCAAUGGAAUGGUGGCAAAUUGUACCGACGCCGGCUUUUCCUAGAGGAGCUCGGCAAAGCUCUCAUCACUCCCAAGAUCCAGAGGAGAGUCCGGCCUCCUCGGUCGACAGCAGCUGCAUCUGCCGUCCAGAAAAUUCAAGCUGGACCAUCAACACAUGCCUCCAAUCAACCAGAAAUGGAUCCAGUGGAUACAGGCAGUGGCAAGAAACGGAAAAGAUGCCAGCUCUGCCCCCCUCGACAAGACAGUAAAACAAGCACCACUUGUGUAGAAUGCAAUAAUACAUCUGCAGAAAGCACACACACACAUUGUGUUCAACAUGUAGAGAGAAAGACUGAAGGGAUAAUAUGGACCAAUAGGGGGGGAAAAAACCUACUUGGGGAAACUGAAAAAUCUUGUUUGUGAGAAAGGAAAUAUGUUUAACAAAUAGUUCUUAAAUAUUGUUUAAAAAAAAUAAAAAGUUUUGUAUUUCUUCUUUCUGAAAUGUCUGAUAAGACAAAAUAAAGUUGUUUCUGUUUUUACUUAAUUCUUUGACUGUCUUGAGUGUGUUUAAACUGUGCGGGUCAAUUUGACCCGUAACAUAAUGGAUGUCAUUUUUUUCCAGCAAAGCACAAGGGUUAAAAUAUUAAUCGGACUAAAAUGGAUCACAUACAGUGAGGGAAAAAAGUAUUUGAUCCCCUGCUGAUUUUGUACGUUUGCCCACUGACAAAUAAAUUAUCAGUCAAUAAUUUUAAUGGUAGGUUUAUUUGAACAGUGAGACAGAAUAACAACAAAAUAUCCAGAAAAACGCAUGUCAAAAAUGUUAUAAAUUGAUUUGCAUUUUAAUGAGGGAAAUAAGUAUUUGUCCCCCUCUCAAUCAGAAAGAUUUCUGGCUCCCAGGUGUCUUUUAUACAGGUAACGAGCUGAGAUUAGGAGCACUCGAGUGUGCUCCUAAUCUCAGCUCGUUACCUGUAUAAAAUACACCUGUCCACAGAAGCAAUUAAUCAAUCAGAUUCCAAACUCUCCACCAUAGCCAAGACCAAAGAGCUCUCCGAGGAUGUCAGGGACAAGAUUGUAGACCUACACAAGGCUGGAAUGGGCUACAAGACCAUCGCCAAGCAGCUUGGUGUGAAGGUGACAACAGUUGGUGCGAUUAUUUGCAAAUGGAAGAAACACAAAAGAACUGUCAAUCUCCCUCGGCCUGGGGCUACAUGCAAGAUCUCACCUCGUGGAGUUGCAAUGAUCAAUCAAUCAAUUUUAUUUUAUAUAGCCCUUCUUACAUCAGCUAAUAUCUCGAAGUGCUGUACAGAAACCCAGCCUAAAACCCCAAACAGCUAGUAAUGCAGUGUAGAAGCACGGUGGCUAGGAAAAACUCCCUAGAAAGGCCAAAACCUAGGAAGAAACUAGAAGGGAAACCCGGCAUGAGGGGGGGCCAGUUCUUCUGGCGUGCCCGGGUGGAGAUUUUAAAAGAACCCUGCCAAGAUGUUAAAAAAGUUCUAAGUACAAGCGGGGAAAUAAAAAUCAGGAAUAAAAUCCAGUUGGCUUUCAUAGCCCCAUCAUUAAAAAUUGAAAACAGCAGGGCUGGGAAAAGGGGGGGUUCCCCAACCCAGGCAGAACAGUUGAAAAUGGAAAAGCAGAAGGCCGGCGGGCUGGGGACGCAAGGAGUCACCACGGCCGGUAGACCCCACGUUUUGGGCCUAGGGCUCAGGGGCUCCAGUUUGGGUUUUCAUAGCCCCAAAUUUAAAAGUUGAAAACGCGGUUGGGGGCAGGUCAGUACCAUGCGAGUCCUAGAAAGUCUGCAGAAAGUGCACUGGAUCCCCAGACGGGUGGUAAAUUGCCAAUUGAAAAUGGGGUUGGGAUUAGACCAAAUGAGAGCAGUUAAGAUUACAUCAGGGUGAUCUCCAGGAAAAUCUCACAUUAGAUGCAGGAUUGUGGCCAAACCAACCAGUACAUUUGCUCAGGACUCAGAAACCUAAAGGAGUUUUUCUUCAUCCACGACAAGUUGAAGGAGAGGCAAGUGCGACAACAUUCUAUCUAUAAUAUAAAACCAUUAAUGUACAUUCACUUUUCAAUUACACAUUAGGCAAUGGAAGGUCUGUUUACGAAGAGGGUUCGGCGCUUGGCAAUGGAAAUUAUUGUAAAUAUCCCAAUUAAAUAUCCCAGUAUCAGACCACUAGGCCAGCAUGCUUCAAACUAUGCAAGUGACUUUUCAUCUUAACCUAUUACACAUUUUCCCCCUCCAAAAGGAACCAAACACAUUACCACUCUUGAAUAAUUGCCAACAAUUUCACAAGCUUGUGGCAGACAACAAAGGGUUUCUUUUCUCCGUCGUAGGCUACACUCAUUACAUUUUAGCUUCAAGACAAAAGUACAGAGUUGCUUCAUCAUGUAACAUUAGCCUAUCAAAAAUGAACGAUUAGGCCUACUACCACACCACUACUACUAUAUAAUAUACUAGUAGGGGGAGAACCGGGACAAAAGAAAGACUUUUAGUUUUUUUUCCUAAUUACUCAGAGAUCGAUAGAGCUAGACACACCAUAUUUGAUGACAAACAAGUUAUGUAGUCCUCUACCAUUAGCAACUGUAAUUUCAUCCUAAGGUAUUUUAGUUAAAUAGACCGACAGCAGAAUUACCCCAACAUUACUUUUGUACCUGCCGGCGGGGCGGGAGUAACACAGCCUUGGGACAGACAGUAACAGCUGGUGAGAAGUGCACAAAAUCUAUCUGUCUUAUCUCCAUGUUUCUGGUUUGUAAUGCUUGUUGCUUUCAACAAAUGUACUAUCAGACAUCAUUUAAUGUUUGGUCGAUUUGAAUAAUUAAUGCUAUAGGUUCGAAAUGUAUGAAAAUUAACCAUGCGUCAACAUUGCAAUGUUGCAUAACCACAAUAUGCCUUAAAAUAUUAAUCGGACUAAAAUGGAUCACAUACAGUGAGGGAAAAAAGUAUUUGAUCCCCUGCUGAUUUUGUACGUUUGCCCACUGACAAAUAAAUUAUCAGUCAAUAAUUUUAAUGGUAGGUUUAUUUGAACAGUGAGACAGAAUAACAACAAAAUAUCCAGAAAAACGCAUGUCAAAAAUGUUAUAAAUUGAUUUGCAUUUUAAUGAGGGAAAUAAGUAUUUGUCCCCCUCUCAAUCAGAAAGAUUUCUGGCUCCCAGGUGUCUUUUAUACAGGUAACGAGCUGAGAUUAGGAGCACUCGAGUGUGCUCCUAAUCUCAGCUCGUUACCUGUAUAAAAUACACCUGUCCACAGAAGCAAUUAAUCAAUCAGAUUCCAAACUCUCCACCAUAGCCAAGACCAAAGAGCUCUCCGAGGAUGUCAGGGACAAGAUUGUAGACCUACACAAGGCUGGAAUGGGCUACAAGACCAUCGCCAAGCAGCUUGGUGUGAAGGUGACAACAGUUGGUGCGAUUAUUUGCAAAUGGAAGAAACACAAAAGAACUGUCAAUCUCCCUCGGCCUGGGGCUACAUGCAAGAUCUCACCUCGUGGAGUUGCAAUGAUCAAUCAAUCAAUUUUAUUUUAUAUAGCCCUUCUUACAUCAGCUAAUAUCUCGAAGUGCUGUACAGAAACCCAGCCUAAAACCCCAAACAGCUAGUAAUGCAGGUGUAGAAGCACGGUGGCUAGGAAAAACUCCCUAGAAAGGCCAAAACCUAGGAAGAAACCUAGAGAGGAACCAGGCUAUGAGGGGUGGCCAGUCCUCUUCUGGCUGUGCCGGGUGGAGAUUAUAACAGAACCAUGCCAAGAUGUUCAAAAAUGUUCAUAAGUGACAAGCAUGGUCAAAUAAUAAUCAGGAAUAAAUCUCAGUUGGCUUUUCAUAGCCGAUCAUUAAGAGUUGAAAACAGCAGGUCUGGGACAGGUAGGGGUUCCAUAACCGCAGGCAGAACAGUUGAAACUGGAAUAGCAGCAAGGCCAGGCGGACUGGGGACAGCAAGGAGUCACCACGGCCGGUAGACCCGACGUAUGGUCCUAGGGCUCAGGUCUCUCAGUUGGCUUUUCAUAGCCGAUCAUUAAGAGUUGAAAACAGCAGGUCUGGGACAGGUAGGGGUUUCAUAACCGCAGGCAGAACAGUUGAAACUGGAAUAGCAGCAAGGCCAGGCGGACUGGGGACAGCAAGGUGUCAUCAUGCCCGGUAGUCCUGACGUAUGGUCUAGGGACUCAGGUUCUCAGAGAGAAAGAUGGAGAACGAGAGAAUUAGAGAGAGCAUACUUAAAUUCAACACAGGACACUGGAUAAGACAGGAGAAGUACUCCAGGUAUAACCAACUAACCCCAGCCCCCCGACACAUAAACUACUGCAGCAUAAAUACUGGAGGCUGAGACAGGAGCGGUCCGGAGACACUGUGGCCCCAUCCGAAGAAACCCCCGGACAGGGCCAAACAGGAAGGAUAUAACCCCACCCACUCUGCCAAAGCACAGCCCCCGCACCACUAGAGGGAUAUCCUCAACCACCAACUUACAAUCCUGAGACAAGGCCGAGUAUAGCCCACAGAGGUCUCCACCACAGCACAAACCAAGGGGGGGCGCCAACCCAGACAGGAAGAUCACGUCAGUAACUCAACCCACUCAAGUGACGCACCCCUCCUAGGGAUGGCAUGAAAGAGCACCAGCAAGCCAGUGACUCAGCCCCUGUAACAGGGUUAGAGGCAGAGAACCCCAGUGGAGAGAGGGGAACCGGCCUGGCAGAGACAGCAAGGGCUGUUCGUUGCUCCAGAGCCUUUCCGUUCACCUUCACACUCCUGGGCCAGACUACACUCAAUCAUAUGACCUACUGAAGAGAUAAGUCUUCAGUAAAGACUUAAAGGUUGAGACCGAGUCUGUGUCUCUCACAUGGGUAGGCAGACUGUUCCAUAAAAAUGGAGAUCUAUAGGAGAAAGCCCUGCCUCCCGCUGUUUGCUUAGAAAUUCUAGGGACAAUUAGGAGGCCUGCGUCUUGUGACCGUAGCGUACGUAUUGGUAUGUACGGCAGGACCAACUCGGAAAGAUAGGUAGGAGCAAGCCCAUGUAACGCUUUAUAGGUUAACAGUAAAACCUUGAAAUCAGCCCUUGCCUUAACAGGAAGCCAGUGUAGGGAAGCUAGCACUGGAGUAAUAUGAUCAAAUUUCUUGGUUCUAGUCAGGAUUCUAGCAGCCGUAUUUAGCACUAACUGAAGUUUAUUUAGUGCUUUAUCCGGGUAGCCGGAAAGUAGAGCAUUGCAGUAGUCUAACCUAGAAGUAACAAAUGCAUGGAUUAAUUUUUCUGCAUCAUUUUUGGACAGAAAAUUUCUGAUUUUUGCAAUGUUACGUAGAUGGAAAAAAGCUGUCCUUGAAACAGUCUUGAUAUGUUCGUCAAAAGAGAGAUCAGGGUCAAGAGUAACGCCGAGGUCCUUCACAGUUUUAUUUGAGACGACUUUACAACCAUCAAGAUGAAUUGUCAGAUUUAACAGAAGAUCUCUUUGUUUCUUGGGACCUAGAACAAGCAUCUCUGUUUUGUCCGAGUUUAAAAGUAGAAAGUUUUCAGCCAUCCACUUCCUUAUGUCUGAAACACAGGCUUCUAGCGAGGGCAAUUUUGGGGCUUCACCAUGUUUCAUUGAAAUGUACAGCUGUGUGUCAUCCGCAUAGCAGUGAAAGUUAACAUUAUGUUUUCGAAUAACAUCCCCAAGAGGUAAAAUAUAUAGUGAAAACAAUAGUGGUCCUAAAACGGAACCUUGAGGAACACCGAAAUGUACAGUUGAUUUGUCGGAGGACAGACCAUUCACAGAGACAAACUGAUAUCUUUCCGACAGGUAAGAUCUAAACCAGGCCAGAACUUGUCCGUGUAGACCAAUUUGGGUUUCCAGUCUCUCCAAAAGAAUGUGGUGAUCGAUGGUGUCAAAGGCAGCACUAAGGUCUAGUAGCAUGAGGACAGAUGCAGAGCCUCGGUCUGAUGCCAUUAAAAGGUCAUUUACCACCUUCACAAGUGCAGUCUCAGUGCUAUGAUGGGGUCUAAAACCAGACUGAAGCAUUUCGUAUACAUUGUUUGUCUUCAGAAAGGCAGUGAGUUGCUGCGCAACAGCUUUUUCUAAAAUUUUUGAGAGGAAUGGAAGAUUCGAUAUAGGCCGAUAGUUUUUUAUAUUUUCCGGGUCAAGGUUUGGCUUUUUCAAGAGAGGCUUUAUCACUGCCACUUUUAGUGAGUUUGGUACACAUCCGGUGGAUAGAGAGCUGUUUAUUAUGUUCAACAUAGGAGGGCCAAGCACAGGAAGCAGCUCCUUCAGCAGUUUAGUAGGAAUAGGAUCCAGUAUGCAGCUUGAAGGUUUAGAGGCCAUGAUUAUUUUCAUCAUUGUGUCAAGAGAUAUAGUACUAAAACACUUAAGUGUCUCUCCCGAUCCCAGGCCCUCGCAGAGCUGUGCAGAUCCAGGACAGCUAAGCCCUGGAGGAAUACGCAGAUUCAAAGAGGAGUCCGUAAUUUGCUUUCUAAUGGUCAUGAUCUUUUCCUCAAAGAAGUUCAUGAAUUUAUUACUGCUGAAGUGAAAGCCAUCCUCUCUUGGGGAAUGCUGCUUUUUAGUUAGCUUUGCAACAGUAUCAAAAAUAAAUUUUGGAUUGUUCUUAUUUUCCUCGAUUAAGUUGGAAAAGUAGGAUGAUCGAGCAGCAGUGAGGGCUCUUCGGUACUGCACGGUACUGUCUUUCCAAGCUAGUCGGAAGACUUCCAGUUUGGUGUGGCGCCAUUUCCGUUCCAAUUUCCUGGAAGCUUGCUUCAAAGCUCGGGUAUUUUCUGUAUACCAGGGAGCUAGUUUCUUAUGACAAAUGUUUUUCGUUUUUAGGGGUGCAACUGCAUCUAGGGUAUUGCGCAAGGUUAAAUUGAGUUCCUCAGUUAAGUGGUUAACUGAUUUUUGUCCUCUGACGUCCUUGGGUAGGCAGAAGGAGUCUGGAAGGGCAUCAAGGAAUUUUUGUGUUGUCUGAGAAUUUAUAGCACGACUUUUGAUGCUCCUUGGUUGGGGUCUGAGCAGAUUAUUUGUUGCGAUUGCAAACGUAAUAAAAUGGUGGUCCGAUAGUCCAGGAUUUUGUGGAAAAACAUUAAGAUCUACAACAUUUAUUCCAUGGGACAAAACUAGGUCCAGAGUAUGACUGUGGCAGUGAGUAGGUCCAGAGACAUGUUGGACAAAACCCACUGAGUCGAUGAUGGCUCCGAAAGACUUUUGGAGUGGGUCUGUGGACUUCUCCAUGUGAAUAUUAAAAUCACCAAAAAUUAGAAUAUGAUCUGCUAUGACUACAAGGUCUGAUAGGAAUUCAGGAAACUCAGAGAGGAACGCUGUAUAUGGCCCAGGAGGCCUGUAAACAGUAGCUAUAAAAAGUGAUUGAGUAGGCUGCAUAGAUUUCAUGACUAGAAGCUCAAAAGAUGAAAACGCCAUUUUUUUUUUUGUAAAUUGAAAUUUGCUAUCGUAAAUGUUAGCAACACCUCCGCCUUUGCGGGAUGCACGGGGAAUAUGGUCACUAGUGUAACCAGGAGGUGAGGCCUCAUUUAACACAGCAAAUUCAUCAGGCUUAAGCCAUGUUUCAGUCAGGCCAAUCACAUCAAGAUUAUGAUCAGUGAUUAGUUCAUUGACUAUGACUGCCUUUGAAGUGAGGGAUCUAACAUUAAGUAACCCUAUUUUGAGAUGUGAGGUAUCACGAUCUCUUUCAAUAAUGGCAGGAAUGGAGGAGGUCUUUAUCCUAAUAAGAUUGCUAGGGUGAACACCGCCAUGUUUAGUUUUGCCCAACCUAGGUCGAGGCACAGACACAGUCUCAAUGGGUAUGGCUGAGCUGACUACACUGACUGUGCUAUUGGCAGACUCCACUAAGCUGGCAGGUUGGCUAACAGCCUGCUGCCUGGCCUGCACCCUAUUUCACUGUGGGGCUAGAGGAGUUAGAGCCCUAUCUAUGUUGGUAGAUAAGAGGAGAGCACCCCUCCAGCUAGGAUGGAGUCCGUCACUCCUCAGCAGGUCAGGCUUGAUCCUGUUUGUGGGUGAGUCCCAGAAAGAGGGCCAAUUAUCCACAAAUUCUAUCUUUUGGGAGGGGCAGAAAACAGUUUUCAACCAGCGAUUGAGUGCUGAGACUCUGCUGUAGAGCUCGUCACUUCCCCUAACUGGGAGGGGGCCAGAGACAAUUACUCGAUGCCGACACAUCUUUCUAGCUGAUUUACACGCUGAAGCUAUGUUGCACUUGGUGACCUCUGACUGUCUCAUCCUAACAUCGUUGGUGCCGACGUGGAUAACAAUAUCUCUAUACUCUCUACACUCGCCAGUUUUAGCUUUAGCCAGCACCAUCUUUAGAUUAGCCUUAACGUCGGUAGCCCUGCCCCCUGGUAAACAGUGUAUGAUCGCUGGGUGAUUCGUUUUAAGUCUAAUACUGCGGGUAAUGGAGUCGCCAAUGACUAGGGUUUUCAAUUUGUCAGAGCUAAUGGUGGGAGCCUUCGGCGUCUCAGACCCCGUAACGGGAGGAGUAGAGACAAGAGAAGACUCAGACUCAGACUCCGACUCGCUACAUAAUGGGGAAAACCGGUUGAAAGUUUCUGUCGGCUGAAUGAGCGACGCCGGUUGAGCAUUCCAACAGUAUUUCCCUCCAGAAGCCAUGAGAAAGUUGUCCGGCUGCGGGGACUGUGCGGGGGGAUUUAUACUAACGUUACUAUCUGUACUUACUGGUGGCACAGACGCUGUUUCUUCCUUUCCUACACUGAGAUUACCCUUGCCUAACGAUUGCGUCUGAAGCUGGGCUUGUAGCACAGCUAUUUUCGCCGUAAGGCGAUCGUUCUCCUGUAUAUUAUGAGUACAGCGACUGCAAUUAGAAGACAUCAUGUUAAUGUUACUACUUAGCUUCGGCUGUUGAAGAUGUUGACGAACCAUGUCCAGAUAAAGCGUACGGAGUGAAAAAGUUGAAUAAGGGAAAAAAGUUGCGAUGGAAAAAAGGAAAAUAAAGUAAGGUUGGCAGCAAAAACGCACAGGAAAAUGACUCUUCUGUAUCGGGAUAAAACGUCCGGGGUGAAAAAGUUUAACGAAAAAAGAUGAGUGAGGACAAAACUAAAAAGUUGGUAAAUUUGUUGAACACAGAGAUUGAUUAAACGUUUAUUAAAAGUAAAACGUGAAUAGUUUGGCAGGUAGCCAAGUAGCAACAAACAGCACAGCAGCACGGAGACAAUGCGGAAGCGAUCAUCAGAACGGUGAGGAAUCAGCCCAGAACUACACGGGAGGAUAUUGUCAAUGAUCUCAAGGCAGCUGGGACCAAUGUCACCAAGAAAACAAUUGGUAACACACUACGCCGUGAAGGAUUGAAAUCCUGAAGCGCCCCUGCUCAAGAAAGCACAUAUACAUGCCCGUCUGAAGUUUGCCAAUUAACUUCUGAAUGAUUCAGAGGAGAACUGGGUGAAAGUGUUGUGGUCAGAUGAGACCAAAAUGGAGCUCUUUGGCAUGGAUUGCUGCCUAUGACCCCAAGAACACCAUCCCCACCGUCAAACAUGGAGGUGGAAACAUUAUGCUUUGGGGGUGUUUUUCUGCUAAGGGGACAGGACAACUUCACCACAUCAAAGGGACGAUGGACGGGGCCAUGUACCAUCAAAUCUUGGGUGAGAACCUCCUUCCCUCAGCCAGGGCAUUGAAAAUGGGUCGUGGAUGGGUAUUCCAGCAUGACAAUGACCCAAAACACACGGCCAAGGCAACAAAGGAGUGGCUCAAGAAGAAGCACAUUAAGGUCCUGGAGUGGCCUAGCCAGUCUCCAGACCUUAAUCCCAUUGAAAAUCUGUGGAGGGAGCUGAAGUUUCGAGUUGCCAAACGUCAGCCUCGAAACCUUAAUGACUUGGAGAAGAUCUGCAAAGAGGAGUUUGACAAAAUCCCUGCUAAGAUUUGUGCAAACCUGGUGGCCAACUACAAGAAACGUCUGACCUCUGUGAUUGCCAACAAGGGUUUUGCCACCAAGUACUAAGUCAUGUUUUGCAGAGGGGUCAAAUACUUAUUUCCCUCAUUAAAAUGCAAAUCAAUUCAUAACAUUUUUGACAUGCGUUUUUCUGGAUUUUUUUGUUGUUAUUCUGUCUCUCACUGUUCAAAUAAACCUACCAUUAAAAUUAUAGACUGAUCAUUUCUUUGUCAGUGGGCAAACGUACAAAAUCAGUUGGGGAUCAAAUACUUUUUUCCCUCACUGUAAUAGCUAUAUUAACCAUAUUUUUUUUAUUUGUACUUUUACCCCUUUUUUGUCAUAUCCAAUUGGUAGUUACAGUCUUGUCCCAUCGCUGCAACUCACCUACAAACUCGGGAGAGGCGAAGGUCGAGAGCCAUGCGUCCUCCAAAACACGACCCUGCCAAGCUGCACUGCUUGUUGACACACUGCUCGCUUAACCCGGAAGCCAGCCGCACCAAUGUGUUGGAGGAAACACUGUCCAGGUCGUCUGGGUUUGGCUGGUGUAGGCUGUCAUUGUAAAUAAGAAUUUGUUCUUAACUGACUUGCCUAGUUAAAUAAAGAAAAAAAAAACAUACAGGCAGUCAAAAUAGUGAUUAUUUUCUCAUUAUCAUUGCAAACAUUGGCUAGUUAUUUUUUCAGCAAUUCUCGCUACGUUAUGGCAGCAUAACUAUGAAGUUUAUCAUCACAAAUAGCAGUCUAAAGCAGUAGUUGACAAACAAGGUAAGGAAUAAUAGCACACUGGCGAUCCAAAACGAACUCGCUCAUUAUCAGACUAUGGUUACCGGUCCGGAUACACUUGCUCGGACUGCCUAGAACACUAGGUUACCUACUCGUGUGGUACUUCAAUGAUCAUUGAGAAGCCAAGUAGCAGUUAGGUUAAAACACAGAGUGGGGAGUUACAUACGUUUUUCAGGAACUACUACUGUACUUCUCCUGUAUUUUCUCCCGCUACGAUAUGGCAGCAACUAUAAAGAUUAGCCUACAUCGUCACACAAAACGCUGAUUGUUUUUUCUCCAAUGCAAUGUGUAGGGUCUGCGUCCUGCUCCUGCAACUGCAAUAUCCUUUACAACAGACAGAGAAGAUUCUAUAACCUUCAAUAAAAAAAUGUGGGAAUGUUUGUUCAAAUCACCACAGGGUUUUUUAUUUCAGCUGUUCAGAAAUAUGAGGGAGAGUUAGGCUACAUCAUCAUGGUUCAGAAGAGGGUGAGUAAAGAGAGAAACGUAAAAGGGAGGGGGAGCGUGAGCAGCAGCUAUGUAAUGUGCAUAAAAUAACACAUGCGCAGAACGUGAUCCGGUUCCUUAGCUUUGAGAAAGAUGUUUCCGGAGGGGCGGGGGAGAAAACUCCAUAUUCGCAGCCAUAGCCACUGGAAUUAAUCAAUCAACACAAUUACUUUUUAAUUACAGAUGCAAAGGCCUACACGAUGCAACCCUUCAUAAGCAAGUUCAGCCAUGUUAUUAGUUCUAUUGUCUAAUCGCAGUUGUCUCUUUAUCUGUGUAAAGGACCCCCCCUGUUAGUUUAAAUAUAAUUAAUAUGAGCAAGUACAAGGUUGCUGCAGUUUGACAAGGUUUUAAUGUUUUCAUCCUCCGUAGGGCCAUGUGUUUCCCCCCCCCAAAAAAGAAAAAACAUAUGACCUGAUUAGAAAAAAAUUGCCCGGUUAUAACACUUUAUUUUAAUUUUCAUUGAUUCAUUACUAUGUCAUACCCUACAACUAGGGUCAGGAGUUGAUUAGGUUAGCCUACCAGAUAAGGAACAAUAUUUACCCUGCACCACUCUGGGACCUGUGGUGCCAUGUUAAAAAUGAAAAAACAUUUUUGUAUGAUUUACUAUCGACAUUGUACAUUCAUUUUAGUGGUAGGGAUGAGCUAGUUUUACGACGCUCAGUGCAGCCAGCAAUUCCAGAAUGUAACAGACUGUUACUGCAAUUUUAGUCUGAAAUAUUAGGAAAAUGUCUAUACAUUUCAGCUGUUUCAAAAUCAUUGCUCUGCUAUUACCAUUUAUACUGUUUGGUGCAUACACAUUCAAAAACAAAAUAAAAUUAGGUAUAUUUCAGCCAAUCUGUGCACUACACUUGCUGUGUGUGUGUGUGUGUGUGUGUGUGUGUGUGUGUGUGUGUGUGUGUGUGUGUGUGUGUUUGUGUGUGUGUGAAACAUGACUGGUGUAUGAGCAUGUGUAUUUCAAGGCUGUGUAUUUGUGUACAUGCUUAUGUGGAGGUAGAGCGUGUGCAUGCAUAGUACUUGUGAGUAUACUGUACCUGUGUGCAUACGUAAGUGUGGGUAUAUGCGGGCAUUCUUAUGUAACAUGUACUGUACGUAGUGCAGUGCCUUCAGAAAGUUUUCACACCCCUUGACCUUUUCCACACUUUGUUGUGUUACAAAGUCAUAUUACAAUUGAUUUAAUUGUACGUUUUUGUCAAUGAUCUACACACAUUUCUCUGUAAUGUCAAAGUGGAAUUUAUGGAAAAUAAAACACUAAUAUAUCUUGAUUAGAUAAAUAUUCAACCCCCUGAGUCAAUACAUGUUAGAAUCACCUUUGGCAGUGAUUACAGCUGUGAGUAUUUCUGGGUAAGGAUCUAAGAGCAUUGCACACCUGGAUUGUACAAUAUUUGCCCAAUUCUUCAAUCGAUCCCCACCAUCUCGAAAAAGCCAGUGAAGAGCCUUGGCAAGGUGUUUAACAGCAGCCAGAAGGACACAACAUCAAUCCAAGCCACCUGUCAGGAGCUGGAGAGCUGGCUGAGAGCGGUUAACCCGUCAGGACUGCCCGGCAAGUUCAAGGCGUGGAUGUAUCAGCAUGGCAUCUUCCUGAGGAUACUCUGGCCUCUGCUCAACUAUGAAGUCCACAUCUCCACUGUCGAGAACUUGGAGAGGAAGGUCAGCAGCCAUCUCCGAAGGUGACUGGGGUUGCCCAGGAGCCUGAGCAGCAUCGCCCUCUAUGGUAACAGCAACAAGCUGAGGCUGCCCCUGAAGUCCCUGGAAGAGGAGUUCAAGGUCACUUGGGUGAGGGAAGUGAUGCAAAACAGGGAGUCGAGCGUCCCAAAAGUGGGGAUAGUGGUCAAGACCGGGAGCUAAUGGAGAACAGAGGAGGCCGUGCUGCAGGCUGAGUCUCGGCUGCGCCACAGUGUCCUGGUGGGAGCAGUGACCCGGGGAAGAGCUGGUCUGGUAAAGGCUAGGUGCAUGCCUAUCGAGGUAGGCUGCAGGGGUUUUGCUGGGCAAUCCCUUUACAGAGCCUACUGUACAGCACACUCGGCAUCAAUGGAGCGAAGCAGAGGUGAGCCAUCAGCAAUACCAUUGAAUCAGCUGAAAAAGCCUCAAGAUGGCUCUGGAUCAAGAGAGGUGAUCCAUGGGGAGCAGCAUAAUGCAACCUGGACACAAGUUGGGGUCUGAUCAACCUCGGCUGGGUCACCUGGGUGAGGGUGUCUGAUGUUGUAAGACCUGAAACACCCUAUGACCCUAGGUUACAUCACUGAUGAUGUGUCCAGGAGCAUCAAGAGAUUCAAUCAAGAUCUGUCAAGUUUGUUGUUGAUUAUUGCUAGACAGCCAUUUUCAAGUCUUGCCAUAGAUGUUCAAGCAGAUUUAAGUCAAAACUGUAACUAGGCCACUCAGGAACAUUCAAUGCCCUCUUGGUAAGAAACUCCAGUGUAUAUUUGGUCUUGUGUUUUAGGUAAUUGUCCUGCUGAAAGGUGAAUUAGUCUCCCAGUGUCUGUUGGAAAGCAGACUGAUCCAAGUUUUCCUCUAGGAUUUUGCCUGUGCUUAGCUCUAUUCAGUUUCUUUUAGCUCUAUUCAGUUUCUUUGAAUCCUAAAAAGCUCCCUAGUUCUUGCCAAUAACAAGCAUACCUAUAACAUGAUGCAGCCACCACCAUGCUUGAAAAUAUGAAGAGUUGUGACGAGUACUGAGGAUACGAAGAGGCAGGACGCAGACGCAGGAAUCAACAAGGUAAAGGUUUACUUAACAAUGACAAAGAGAAUAACAAAGAGCGAGUAAACGACACGACGCUAACAAUUAUACACAACAAUGACUGAACAGUCCAGAGGUAUAUAGUGGUGGUGAUGAGAUCAUGAGGUGCAGGUGCGCUGGAGGGGAUUUGGGUGCGUUGGGUUUCCAUUCCUGUGUUGCCGAGGUGGUGCACUCAGACCGGUGGCUCAGUAGACCGGCGAAUCAGAGUGCCGGAGGGGAGCAACGGGAGGAGACGUGACAAGAGUGGUACUCAGUGAUGUGUUGUGUUGGAUUCGCCCCAAACAUAAUGCUUUGUAUUCAGGACAUAAAGUUAAUUUCUUUGCCAUUUUUUUUGCAGUUUUACUUUAGUGCCUUAUUGUGAACAGGAUGCAUGUUUUGGAAUAUUUUUAUUCUGUACAGGCUUCCUUCGUUUCACUCUGUUAUUUAUGCUAGUAUUGUGGAGUAACUACAAUGUUAUUGAUCCAUCCUCAGUUAUCUCCUAUCACAGCCAUUAAACUCUGUAAUUGUUUUAAAAUCACCAAUAGCCUCAUAGUGAAAUCCCUGAGUGGUUUCUUUCCUCUCCGGCAACCGAGUUAGUAGUGGUGACUGGGUGUAUUGAUACACCAUCCAAAGUGUAAUUCAUUACUGCACCAUACUCAAAGGGAUAUACAAUGUCUGCUUUUUCUUUACCCAUCUACCAAUAGGUGCCCUUCUUUGCGAACCAUCGGAAAACCUCCCUGGUCUUUGUGGUUGAAUCUGUGCUUGAAAUGCACUGCUCGACUGAGGGACCAUGCAGAUAAUUGUAAGUGUGGGGUACAGAGAUGGGGUAGUCAUUUAAAAGUCCAUGCAAUUUAUGUGACUUGUUAAGCACAUUUGUACUCCUGAACGUAUUUAGGCUUGUGAAAACAAAAGGGUUGAAUACUUAUUGACUCAAGACAUUUCAGGUUUUCAUUUUUAAUUAAUUUGUAAACAUUCCUAAAAACAUAAUUCCACUUUGACAGUAUGGGGUAUUGUGUUUAUAUCAGUGACACAAAAUCUCAAUUUAACCUUCAUUUCAAACUGUAACACAACAAAAUGUGGAAAAAGUAAAGGGAAGUUAAUACUUUCUGAAGGCACUGUAUAUAGUAUGUGUGUGUGUCAACAUACGUUUGUGUGUGUGUGUGUGUGUGUAAGUGAGAACAGGCAAAGAGCCUCUUGGUGGUAAUCUGAGCAAGUAUCCUGCUAUCAGUUGUUUAGAGGACCAAUGGUAUUGGCUGGCUGGGAGAGAUUAAGACCAGAGAAAGGCUAUCGAGGUCAGGUCCAACCUGCCUCUAAGGAGAGUGGAAGAUGGUUGCAUGGAAAAAAGGGUGAAAUUAGAAAAAUUGUGUAAGUCAGGGUUGUCCACUCAGUCCGUUCACAUUUCAUUAGAAUUUCUUUCAGCAUUUUAGAAAAUAAUUUCAUUCAGAACAGCCUAUGUCACGGUAUAGCUCUACUGAUCUCUGGGAUCAUUUCCGGUUCACUACAGGCUAAACUGAGUUAACUAGGAGAGAAGAACACUGUUAUAUCUUAUCACAAUCUUCCAUUAUACAGCUGUAAUUACCCCGUAUUUAGUGUGACUAUCAUCAUUAUCAUAAUUAGUGCUUUGAGCAUAAUGCAUGAAAAUGUUUGUUUGUUUUGGUUCUAAACUUUUGAAAUGCAAAAAAAUGACCUAAAUGUAGCUAGUUUCGCUCAUGGGCAUAGUGGUGUGAAAUGUUCUGUGCAAUGAGGUCCAAAUUCUAGGACCCUUUUUUCUUUACCACAGUACUUUUCACCUCAACAGGUGGACUUAGUUCAUACUACGGACUUAGUUUAUACUACUCUGCCUGCUCUUGAAAAGGUUUUGCCAUGCAGGAGGCUAAAACCCGGCAGAAGCCGAACUGUAAUCCUCUGAGUUCCUACAAACACACAGAAAGCCCCAUGCAGGAAAGGCUCAAAGGGAGGCAAGGACCCGUUAAAACCAAAAUUAGAUGCGACAACCUGCCUUCUGAGUGGGCCCCAGCGUGAGGUGAGAGUGAGUUGAAACAGCUUUGCUUUUCUCUCCAUCUUUCUUACCCCACUACCGCCCCAACCCCCACCACUGCUGCUACCACUCCAUCCCAGCAUCCCUUACGCUGACAGGAGAGUUGGAGGAGGAGGUUGUCAGGAGAGGUCGCUGUCCCUCCCAAAGGCCCCUGCAUAACUUUUGGUGCUGCCAUGGCAACCCCAAUCUGCUGGACACUUUUCGGGGGAGUUUUGGUGGAAGUCAUGUGUUUACCAGUCCCUUUCCCGGACUCGGGGGUAGGGUGCAUGCACAUAUGCACGCGCAAGAAAGGAAUUCCUAAAUGCUUUCUGGUAUCCAAGGGUUGCCGGUGGCAGGUGUGUAAAUGUGUAUGAAUGAGUAUGUGUGUGUGUGGCUGCUCUAGACGGUAGAAUGAAUGAAAAACACAAUAGCCUGCAGAGACCCCAGGAAGCACCCUGCGGAUUCUCUUUGAGUCUCGUUAGAACCUUUUGGACGCUGCGUUCAGCACACUGACUGCACAUGGUGAGCUUGCUUGCUGCUGAGCUAUUUACUUUUGUAGAUGUCUUCAUGCUACAGAUCUAGCCGUAAGCUCUGGCUGUUGUGACAGAGCAUUCAGCUUGCUGACAAGCUGAUCAAGGGAUUUCUCUUGGCCUGAAAGUAACACCGACUUUGAUAAGAUGGUCUCACAAUAAGAGACUUUAUCAUGAGGUUCCAUUGUCAAAUGGAGGUUUGUAUUUCAGAAAACAUACUACGAAUAACCUAGUCCCAAGCAUAGCCCCCAUGUUAUGGUGUAUAAAUUCGGGAUUCCCACACUGCUAGGUUGGGGGACAGAACCAUGCUCGGCCGAUAACUUGCAAUAAUCGCAGGACUUAACAAGGAUUUGUAACAAAGACAUCCUCCCCCAAUCACAGACAGAACACUCUUUCCAAAGUGAAUAUAUCACCACCCUGAAUGUUUUCCAAACAGCCUGUAGUUGUCACGUCAGUCCAUGCCAAACAAGCUCUGUAGUAUCAGGGCUAACUGAUAUACUUUUUCCGCAUUUUGUUACGUUACAGCCUUAUUCUAAAAUGUAUUUUUAAAAAAAUUUCCCUCCGCAAUCUAUACACAAUACCCCAUAAUGACAAAGCGAAAACAGGUUUUUAGAAAAUGUUGCUAAUUUAUUAUAAAUAAAAAACAGAAAUACCUUAUUUACAUAAGUAUUCAGCCCCUUUGCUAUGAGACUCGAAAUUGAGCUCAGGUGCAUCCUGUUUCCAUUGAUCAUCCUUGAGAUGUUUCUACAACUUGAUUGGAGUCCACCUGUGGUAAAUUGAUCACACACACUCCAAAUGAGUGAUUCCUCCCGCUCUCACCAUAUACCCCCAUCUCUCCCUUCCUCUCUCUCUACUCCUUUCAUUGUUAAUAUCUUCCGCUCCAAUGAGAAUUUUGGAACAGAACACUGAUCAAAGAGCAGGGGAUGGAUGUGAGGACGGAGUUAGGAUGGUGGGUUUGACGGUGGAGGUGGGGGAUGGUGGGAGUUCGUUUGGAUUGGAGUCUGUUCAAUCUGUGGAAUGUGGACUGAUUUCACACUGGGGUCACGCGAUUGGCUGAUGCAGGGAGAUAGAUGGACAGAAAAUCCCCCCUCCCAAAAGCGUCCUGUUCCAUUCAGUUCCAUGUACAUACAGAGGGCCCAAAAGCCCCAGCCAGAAGAGGGGUCUGGCUGGAGAGGGGUCGUUCAGUGUUGCAUUCAGUGUUGCAGGUCUUUCUUUCAGUGUUGCAGGUCUUUCUUUCAGUGCUGCAGGUCUUUCUUUCAGUGUUGCAGUUCUUUCUUUCCCAGUUGUCUGUGUAAAACAUAACCAUUUCAAACUUGAUGACAGUCAAGUUAUUAACUGCCAUAGUUGAGUUUUGAUAGUGAUUGUGAUCAUACAAGUAUCAUUGUACUGGAUGUAUCCCUAUGUGAUAAUUACAUGAUCUGUGAAAAAGCCUUGGCAGUCAAUGACAACAUGCAUAUAACAAACUGCAUUGUUCAAAAGAGCGUGAUGUACUGUAGUUAAUAUGGAUUAGAAUAUGUGGGAAUAUUUUUUGUGUUAAAUUGAGAGAGAGGGGUGGUAAUGGAUAAAGUUUAGCCAAGCUAACGACCUGGAGAAGUUACCUUAGCACGCUAACCCGUCGUUAUCCACCCCAUAAAUCUCACCUGUCGACUGGACACUUGAUAGCCUGCAGACCAUGCAUCUGAUCUCCAUCUUAUCUGCUCCACCCAUCAAGGGUUCAUGGCUGGAAUUCAGUCCAGACACCUCUUCCCUCUCUGGAACUUUAGCAUAACAAUGACUUAACAAACAAGGCUAAGGUUAGCUAGAUGGAACUCUCUCUUUUUUCCUCUCUCAGUUGAGAGUCCUGAUGCUAUGAGCUACAAAGGAAUAUCUUUUGUGACUUCGUUGUGGUGUUUUUUGUUGAACUGAUUUGUUGCAGUCUGGGGGUGGUCUUCGUUCCCUUUGGGACUGACAGAAAAGAUUAGCACAUGAGUCACCCCAGAUGCCCGUUGUUAACAGUCUGUCAAUGAGCACUAAACUAGCUGUGUAAAACAAAACCAAUGGAAAUGGGCUUGUUGUGUACAGGGGGUUUCUUAGUUUUAGUUGGGGAUUUUGCCCCGGGUGUCUCGCUGUGGGAGGAGCUAUGAAAUCUGGAGUCGCUCCAGGACUCUCCCACACGACUUGUCCUUUAGAAUUAGGGGGGAGAAGAUGAAAGGAAAUUUAGUGUCAGGGUGAAUACACAUACCAGGAUUAGCACAGGGGGACCUAACUUUGGUUGUGGUUCACUAGGUUGGCACUGGUAUUUGUCCACCAUCUAACAAGAUUGUUAAUGCAUGUUAGUGACACUCGAAUGCAAAAUAGUAAUACGUUAUAGCCUACUAGUGUUUAUGAGAUUUUGUUGACCAAAUUAUUGGACUUCAUCUAGCAGAGGAUGCUCUUUGCAUCACUAAGUUUGAUUGUGUUCUUGUUUAUAGCAGCACUGGGGUGAAAGAGGUUUCACACUUGCUGAACAGCCCCAAAGAAACACAACCAACCUCCAACAAUUAACUUUUUGCAACAGUAAUGCAGUAUACUAUCAAUGUUUACCACUUUAAUUAAAUUAUUGCCAAUGUUUCAUGCCACUGACUGCCUGGCUGUAUGUCUGUGUGUGUGUGUGUGUGUGUGUGUGUGUGUGUGUGUGUGUGUGUGUGUGUGUAUGUGUGUGUGUGACUAGAGCAGCAUCAACAUCUCAUUAUACUGUGCAUUCGUUUACUUUUUCCACAUUUUGUUACGUUACAGCCUUGUUCUAAAAUGGAUUGAUAAAUAAAAAAAUCCUCAUCAAUCUACACACAAUGACAAAGUGAAAAUAGGGUUUUAGAAAUGUUUACAAAGGUAUAAAAAAACAAAAACAGAAAUACCUUAUUUAUAUACAGUUGAAGUUGAAAGUUUACAUACACUUAGGUUGGAGUCUUUAAAACUCGUUUUUCAACCACUCCACACAUUUUUGUGCAUGACACAAGUAAUCUUUCCAAAAAUUGUUUACAGACAUAUUAUUUCACUUAUAAUUCACUGUAUCACAUUUCCAGUGGGUCAGAAGUUUACAUACACUAAGUUGACUGUGCCUUUAAACAGCUUGGAAAAUUCCAGAAAAUGAUGUCAUGGCUUUAGAAGCAUCUGAUAGGCUAAUUGACAUAAUUUGAGUCAAUUGGAGGUGAACUUGUGGAUGUAUUUCAAGGCCUACCUUCAAACUCAGUGCCUCUUUGCUUGAUAUCAUAGGAAAAUCCAAAGAAAUCAGCCAAGACCUCAGAAAAAAAAUUGUAGACCUCCACAAGUCUGGUUCAUCCUUGGGAGCAAUUUCCAAACGCCUGAAGGUACCACGUUCAUCUGUACAAACAAUAGUACGCAAGUAUAAACACCAUGGGACCACGCAGCCAUCAUACCGCUCAGGAAGGAGACGGGUUCGGUUUCCUAGAGAUGAAAGUACUUUGGUGCGAAAAGUGCAAAUCAAUCCCAAAACAACAGCAAAGGACCUUGUGAAGAUGCUGGAGGAAACAGAUACAAAAGUAUCUAUAUCCACAGUAAAACGAGUCCUAUAUCGACAUAACCUGAAAGGCCGCUCAGUAAGGAAGAAGCCACUGCUCCAAAACUGCCAUAAAAAAGCCAGAUUAUGGUUUGUAACUGCACAUGGGGACAAAGAUUGUACUUUUUGGAGAAAUGUCCUCUGGUCUGAUGAAACAAAAAUAGAACUGUUUGGCCAUAACGACCAUUGUUAUGUUUGGAGGAAAAAGGGGGUUGCUUGCAAGCCGAAGAUCACCAUCCCAACCGUGAAGCACGGGGGUGGCAGCAUCAUGCUGUGGGGUUCCUUUUCUGCAGGAGGGACUGGUGCACUUCACAAAAUAGAUGGCAUCAUGAGGAAGGAAAAUGAUGUGGAUAUAUUGAAGCAACAUCUCAAGACAUCAGUCAGGAAGUUAAAGCUUGGUUGCAAAUGGGUCUUCCAAAUGGACAAUGACCCCAAGCAUACUUCCAAAGUUGUGGCAAAAUGGCUUAAGGACAACAAAGUCAAAGUAUUGGAGUGGCCAUCACAAAGCCCUGACCUCAAUCCUAUAGAAAAUGUGUGGGCAGAACUGAAAAGGCGUGCGCGAGCAAGGAGGCCUACAAACUUGACUCAGUUACACCAGCUCUGUCAGGAGGAAUGGGCCAAAAUUCACCCAACUUAUUGUGGGAAGCAUGUGGAAGGCUACCCGAAACGUUUGACCCAAGUUAAACAAUUUAAAGGCAAUGCUACCAAAUACUAAUUGAGUGUAUGUAAACUUCUGACCCACUGGGAAUGUGAUGAAAUAAAUAAAAGCUGAAAUAAAUCAUUCUCUCUAAUAUUAUUCUGACAUUUCACAUUCUAAAAAUAAAGUGGUGAUCCUUUCUGACCUAAGACAGGGAAUGUUUACUAGGAUUAAAUGUCUGGAAUUGUGAAAAACGGAGUUUAAAUGUAUUUGGCUAAAGUGUAUGUAAACUUCCGGCUUCAACUGUAAGUAUUCAGACCUUUUGCUAUGAGACUCGAAAUUGAGCUCAGGUGCAUCUUGUUUCCAUUGAUCAUCCUUGAGAUGUUUCUACAACCUGUGGUAAAUUCAAGUGAUUGGACAUGAUUUUGGGAAAGUCUCUCCGUCUCUCUCUAGCUGAUAAGCUGGAUAUGAAGAUCGUUGAGAGAGAAAAGCGGAGGAAGAGACAUAGCGCGAAGCGAUAUGAGAGAAGAGUCGGAUAUAUAGAUACUCAGUAGAGCCUAUCGCAUAGAGCUGAGACUCGCUCUAUCUCUAUCUCAUCCUCUCUCUGCUCUCCUCUACUCUCCUCUCUACUCUCUAUCUCUCUCUCUCGUCUCUACUCUCUCUCUCUCUCUCUCUCUUCUCUCUCUCUCUCUCUCUCUCUCUCUCUCUCUCUCUCUCUCUUCUCUCUCUCUCUCUCUCUCUCUUUAGAGGGCAUCAUUCCACUUGGCCAACACAGGCCUGGAUUCGGUCCGUGUCUCAGAGGUUCAGGGCUGUAAAGCAAUUUAAAUGUAAACGUAAUUUCUGAUUGAGCCGACAUAUGCAGUGUUUAUUGUGAAUGCAGUCUCCGCGGGAACAUUGCCUUUGGAUUUCAGUCGCACUGUGGCGCUGAACUUCCGCAAUGCGGAUUGAAUCGAGCCCAAUGUGUGUAGUAGUGAGCAUAGUGAUGCACUUCCUGUGCUGGGAUAAAGGGCACUGAUCACCAUAGAAAUAGAAUCACUAGAAGGUGGUCCCCAUCAAGUCGAGGUCUGUAUGUGUGGACGAGAAUUUGAAGUACCAUAGCGGCAGGAGCCAAUAAGAGAGUUGGGCCAGUAACCGAAAGGUCUCUGGUUCGAAUCCCUGUGCUGAAUAGUUGACAAAUCUGCCGAUGUGCCCUUGAGCAAGGCACUUAACUCUAAUUGCUUCUGUAAGUCGCUCUGGAUAAGAGCGUCUGCUAAAAUGUAAAUGUAAAGCAUAUUCUAUUUGUGAUUCGGCUCAGAUCCACCCAGAUAUUGCUGACUUUUACAGUUGUUUAUUUCAGAUCAGCCAAAGCCCCACUGGGCUGCUCUCUUUUUUAAAGCCCAUUUCAUAAUCUCAAAUGUGAGGCAGCGGUUGGAUACAUUUUCUAGUAGCUAUUCUGGAGUAACAUCAUCAUUUCAUUUCAGCCCCAUGGGUAUGAGUCCAAUACUGUAGAAGUAAAUGAAGGCCACUGUUUAUAUAUAAAGAAAUAUAUAUAUAUAUAUAUAUAUAUAUAAUAAUUAUUAUUAUUAUUAUUGCCAAUGUUUUUGUGUCAGAACCAAAUGGCCUACAAAUCUGGACCAAAGCUGGUUCUGAAUCGGGUUAGAGUGGCACUCAAUAAACAACAUUGUGCUAGCACAGUGUGGAUAUAUGAGAGACAUUCAGAAGUGUACUGGCGUCACCCCCAUAUCAAGAUGUCAUAACAAUAUUGUAACAGACCAUCACAAUAAAUGACAACCAACUUAUCCCUCCAAAAAUGUAAACGGCUCUCACAUUUAGUGUGUGAACACACUAAAUGUGACAUAUAAUAAAUAAAAGUGGUGAUGACUUGUUAUGGCAUCUCAACUGCAUUAGGGUAUUAUUAUACUGUAUAAUGUUUCAGUCAAACAUUGCUGCCAUCCAGAACUGUCCAUAAUUUUGCACAACAAUAACCAUCUCCUAUUCUUCUCCUCAGGGAUAUUCUGCACGGCAACCAGCAACAAGUGCUUGUCUGGGCCCUGCCAGAAUGGUGCCACAUGUGUGGACACCAUAGACGACUACACGUGCCUCUGCCCCCCUCGCGACGAGUUCCGCUACAUGGGCAAAGACUGCGACGAACUGUAUGAUGCCUGCUUUUUCGCCGCCUGCUCAGACUGCACCAGCACCCCUGGCACGUCCAAAUACCACUGCGUCUGCCCCAAAGGAUUCACCGGUGACAACUGCACUGAGGAAGUGGAUGAGUGCCAUAGCAACCCUUGCUCUGAGCCCCAUACAGAGUGCAUCGACCAGGUCAACGGCUACUUCUGCCGAUGUUCGCCCAGCUACGGAGGAGAGGACUGCCAAGAGCAAGUGACCGACUGCAUCGACGAGCCGUGUCUGAACAACGGGACUUGUAUACUGUUACAGGAUGGAUUCGAGUGCCACUGUGCGCCGGGGUUCGAAGGGAAGCAUUGUGAAGAGGACGUGGACGAGUGUGCAUCACACCCUUGCCAGAACGGAGCUAUCUGCAUGGAUGGCUUGGCUAAGUUUCACUGUUUCUGUGUACCAGGCUUCCAGGGCUACAACUGCGAGAUUGAUAUCAAUGAGUGCGCCUCGCGGCCCUGCGAGAAUAACGGAACCUGCAUCAACGAGAAGGACCAGUACGAAUGUGAGUGCCUCGUAGGGUUCACAGGUACGCUGUUCCGCCUUUUCAUAAUUCACACCUCUGCCCACACAAUGAUGUGUUUGUACUCAGUUAGUCCGGAAUGAAGUGUAAUUCUUCCACCAUAUUCGCAACCCUACACCAUCCACAACUCACUGUCUCUCAUCUAACACUUCCUCCAGUGUGGAGGGAGAUCUUAUGCCUUGCUUGUUAAUGUUUCUUGACAAAAUGUAUCAGCAAGAUUCAGGUAUCUCAUAGUACUUCAUUCACCAAGCCAUAACUUGUUCACAUUAAAGGUGCACUAAGCAAGAUGACAUCAUCAUACACAACAGGACGAUCUCAUAUUAAUCAAUGUGGGUGUGCCACAAAGAAUGGUACAAAUUGUGCAGAGCCAAUGAGUCUUGGCAGAGUUGAAUAAUGAUGUUGUUAUUGUCCUGUUGUUGAUGAUGUCAUCUUACUAACUGUACCUUUAAGUGUAAGUUUGGUUUAAGUGUAAGUGCAGUGACUAAGAUGUUCGAUACUGGUCUCUAGUCUUGUCUUCAGUUUGGCCCCUGUGGAUAGGUCUCCCGCUGUGUGAGAGAAAACACUCCACCUCUUGUAUACUUAUUUUCUUACUCUCCUUUAUUUUCUCAGCAGGCCUGGUCUGUCUAGGUGCUUCAUCCUUAUCUCUAAUGGGGUGGGAAAGGUCAGCAGUAAUGCAUUCCUUUGUCAGCAUAUCAUUGCCGAUGGAGAUUUUCAAGGAAAGGGUUAAGAUGGCGAACUGAGGCAUCUUUACAUUAUCAUCUGUGCUAUCUAGAGGCAUCCACAAGCAGACUCCAUGCUACUGCCUAUUUUUAGUUAGAGAAACAAACACCAGAUAGAGUACAAAAUGGCUACUCUUGUAUUUACUGUCCACUAUACUUUCUUUCAGUAUUAUCAUAAGAGCAGAGAUGAGCUAUUGACAAACAUUGGCUCCAUAUUUACAUUUAGGUCAUUUAGCAGACACUCUUAUCCAGAGCGACUUACAAAUUGGUGAAUUCAAUUUAGGAUAGCCAGUGGGACAAGCACCCUUUUUUUUAUGGGGGGGGGGGGGGGGGUGUAUAUAGAUGAGAUACAGUGGUGAAGUGCUGGGAUUUAAAUGCUUUAAAGUCUGUAGAAGAUGCAGUGCCUAGUGAAAGUUUACACACCCCUUGCCCAGUUGUCACAUUUUGUUGCCUUAAAAUUUAAUCUAAGAAGGGAUUACAAUUUAAAAAAUCCUAUAGAUCUACACAACCUGCUACACAUCUUCAAAGUGAAAGAAAAAGUAUACAUUUUUCUAAAUUAAUAAAAAUUAAAAACAAAGAUGUCUUGAUUGCAUAUGUCUUCACACCCCAGAGUUAAUACUUGAUGGAAGCACCUUUGGCAGCAAUUACAGCUAUAAAUCAUUUUGAAUAAUAUUCUACCAACUCUGCACAACUCUUAGGGCGACAUACAUCCAUUGUUUUUGUCAAAAUUGCUCAAGCUCAGUAUAUGUGGUUGGGAAUAAUUGACAGACAGCAAUAUUCAAACCUUGUCACUGACUUUCUAGCAGAUUUAAGUCAGGACUGAGACUGAACCCCUCAGGAACACUUAACACCUCUUGGAAAGCCAUUCUGGUGUGUCUUUGGCAUUGAAAUCUGUGUAAUUGUCCCACUGAAAAAUGAAACUCAGAGUUACUAUUCAGACGACUGAGGCAGGUUUUCCUCUAACUUUUACCUGGGCUUUGCUCCUUUCAUAUUCAUUUUGAACCUGGCAAAUUCCCCAAUUCCUGCCACAUUACUAGAACAUACAGAGGGUUUUAUCUGUUUAUCUGUAGAUCUGUAGGGGGAACAAUCAAACUUAAUCUCUAUGUAUCUUUAAUUUGAAGGCAGCAAUAUGUGACAGCUGUGAAAAAGGUGUGUGUAGACUUUCACUAGGCACUGUAUGUCCCCUCCUAAUAUAACCUGACAGUACAGUUCCUCACUCACUCCCACUUUGUUUCUCAUUCAUCAUCACACAUUCUCCCACUCUUUCUCUAACUCAUACUCUCCUUUUUCUCCACCUCUCACAGCAGUGAACUGUGAGGUGGAGAUAGACGAGUGCGAGUCCAACCCUUGUCGCAAUGGAGCCACCUGCCAUGACCUCAUUGGUCUCCUGCGAGUGUCUGCCUGGGUUCGAGGGCACAGACUGCGAGGUGGACAUUGAUGAGUGUGUCAGUGAGCCCUGCCUAAAUGGAGCCAUCUGCCACGACAAGGUGGCCAGGUAACUGCACAAGGCUUUUAGAAUUGUCCCACCAGACAGACACAACUCCUGUCCUUAAAUGACUUUAGGGCCUGACUGCUGUUUUGGUGAGCUAAAGCCCCUUACACUGAGACAGGGUGUUAUCUCAAUCAUCCAUCUGUUAACAAGUAGGCCUAAAAUUGUUGGCAUGCACUUGAGUGCUCCUCUGAAUUUUGAAUACAUUUCACCAGUCCAGAGUCUGUACAUUCUUAAACAAAGCACUACACCGGGCUGUAUUGCAUUAAUUUGUAUUUAGCGUAUAUAAUAUAAUAAUAUAAUAUGCCAUUUAGCAGACGCUUUUAUCCAAAGCGACUUACAGUCAUGCGUGCAUACAUUUUUUUUUUUGUGUAUGGGUGGUCCCGGGGAUCGAACCCACUACCUUGGCGUUACAAGCGCCGUGCUCUACCAGCUGAGCUACAGAGGACCACGUAUAUGCUUUGUUGAAUGUCAAUGUAGCGAUUGCAACUGCCCCAGAGUGACCCAGACUUCCUUUCCUGCAGCUAUGAGUGUGACUGUGAGGACACAGGCUUCAUGGGAGACCACUGUGAGGAGGACAUCCCUGAGUGUGCUUCUGACCCGUGUCAGCAUGGCGCCACCUGCCUGGAGGGAGUCAAAGAGUACACCUGCCUCUGCUGGCCUGGUAUGUGCAACUUACCAUUACCCACCACAUAAAUCAUUUGAGUAUAAUAUGUACAGCUGUUAAUGUUGUCAGAUGAUUGGAGAGUAUUAUAGCAACAAUUACUGUGCAGUUUGUUUAGGCUUUGAGUGAAGAGUAUUACAGUGUAUUUACAUUUUAUUGGGUCUCCUAGGUUACAAAGGGGAGAACUGUGAGAUUGACAUUGAUGAGUGUGCUGAGCAGCCAUGUGAGAACGACAGCGAGUGUUUCGAGCAUUCCGACACAUCCCACUGGGAGAUGGACUGGGAGUUCAGCUUCGCUGAUGCUGCCGGAUACCUGUGCCAGUGUCAGCAUGGCUUCGCAGGUGAGACGCAGUCCAAUGAAAGGAGCAGGUUUUACUAUUACACUGUUUGUUACCUUUUUAUUGUUUUGAAAAUUUCUCAUGGACAAAGAAUUAUGUUGUUGGUGUUGUUUCUUUGUCCCUUGUCAGGAGAGAACUGUUCUGUGAACAUUGAUGAUUGUGAGUCUGAGCCCUGCCAGAAUGGAGGCUCUUGUGAGGACCAGGUGAAUGGCUACACCUGUUUGUGUCCGGAAGGAUUUAUGGGUAAGGUCUUCAUCACACUCUGUAAACUCUGUAUUCUUCUGUAUGUCAUUACAGCAUGACAGUAUCAUCUCUUUUUUGCUGUUUUUACAGCUGGCAUCUUAUCAGGCCCACAGACUGAUUUGUAUAUUCCAUUCUAGGUAGAUCAAUCUUCAAAUGUCUGACUAAAAUAGUGCAUUGCAUUUGCAGGGGAAAUUUGCAAAAUCAACAUUGAUGAGUGCCAGAGCCAGCCGUGUUUGAAUGGUGCCUGGUGCGAGGAUGGCGUGGCCAGCUAUACCUGCCACUGCCCCGAGGCCAAGCCGCCCUGGGGUGGCCACCACUGCAAAAUCCAGCUUCUGGGCUGUGUGGAACAUGAGUGCCAGAACAGCGCCACCUGCCACCCAUGGCUGGAAGAGGAAGAGCACGGCCAAACCUGCCUCUGCCCCCACGGCUUCUACGAUGAGCUCUGCUCCACCCCCACCACCUUCUCAUUCUCUAGUCCGGGCUUCGUCCUCAUCAAGGUAAUCCUGGAAGAGGAAGAGAGGAGGAGAUGGAGGCAUGCCGAGCACAACCAUCACGGGAAGGGAGUCCGGCUUCGCUUCCGCACCACCUUGCCCGACAUGGUGCUCUUCUACCGUGGCGACGCUGACAGCCACCUCCUGCUGGAAAUUGUGGGUGGAGGCCUUCGCGCCAAGGCCUUCUCAGAGGAUGUUGAGCUGGAGGUGGCCUUCUCUGGGCUGGUCAGUGACGGGGAGUGGCGUGAUGCUGACGUGUAUGUAAACGAGAAGGAAGGGCUGGUUCUGAACCUGAAAGGUACAGGAUGUGACAGUGAAGGGUGCAAGGUGGAGGAUGGUGGUCCCGAUGGGCCACACUUCGCUCCCUCAGAGGCGUUUGGUCACGUCUACGUGGGGGGUGUCCCUGAAGAGUUGCUGGAGCACACAGCAAGCAGCCACGGGUUUGUCGGGUGUAUGGAGGACAUGCUGAUCGACUUCAAGACCGUCUUGCCUCAGAACCUUCCAGAGGAGCAGGCUCACGAGAUGGAGCUGGGCUGUAGCAAGACAGAGUGGUGCAAACCCGACCCCUGCACAGGUCAAGGCCGCUGUGUGGACCUAUGGAUUAGCCACCGCUGCGACUGCUACCGGCCCUUCCAUGGUCACAGCUGCUCCGAUGGUAAGCAACAUUUACCUUCCACCAAAAGUAAAUAUAUCUUCUGAUGAAGUCUUCUGAGGAAGACUUCAUUCAUAAAGAAACGUCCAACCAGACCGUUUUCAAAUGAACUACACUUGCAAUUUUGUUUGAGGGCUGUGGUUGGCUUUGUCAAAGUAAUUUUAUUUGUCAAAUAUUUUUGUCUUCGCUGCUAGAUUAGUGAUUUACCCUAGGUGAAAUAGGUACACCUGACUGCUUGAUUGUCAUCCAUAGUAUUGCUUUCCUUCUAUAACAACUCCACCUCCACUCUGACAGAGUUCCCCUCCUGGACGUACAGUCAUGAGAAAACUGUGAGCUACAGUGCCUAUGCCAUCGGCAGCUUCCACGGCGCCAACUUCAGUGUCUCCUUCUUCCUGCGCUCACUGAAACCCGACGGCCUGCUUUUCCAGCUGAGGCGACCCAGGGAGGACGGAGAAGAACGCGAGGCCUACUUCAAUGUCUACCUCGGCAUGGGGAGAGUCCUGGUCAGUUCCCUGACAGAAAGCCACGCACUGACGGAGCCCAUCGUCGUGACCACGGGCAAAAAGAAACUGCUCCAAUUCAAGGUCCAGUAUGGACAAGUGUUCUUCGAGCACACCGGCCUGCGCUACGGAAUAGGCAAGGUGCCCGAGGUGGAGGUGCACAAUGGAGACCUGGCCUACGUAGGGGGUCUCCCCGGGGAGGAGAAGGAGACGCAGGCAUGGGGAGGACACUUCAAGGGUUGCCUGCAGGACCUGCGUCUGGACGGGGUACAUCUGGACAUGGACGCGUGGAACAGCACACUAAACAACUCAGAGGGAGAGGUGUACUUCCCUGCCAACACUGAGAAUGUAGAGCCUGGCUGUAUUAGCGAUGACACCUGCCAGGUAGGACUGACUACACUAAUAUCAAUACAUCUAUUGUAAUAAGGUGUAAUAAUAUUGAAUCGUAUUAGUAUUGCAUACUGACCUAUGAUUAUCAACAUUAGAGUGGAAUAUUACAGACAUGAAGGGUAGGCUGUAAAUGUGAAUCAUGUCAACUGUAUCAAAAUUCAGAUUAAUAAAAAAAUUGAAAGACAUGGUCAGUGGCGAAUGAGGACAAAUCAGUGGCUUGUGACUGGGCUAUAAUGGACUAAAUGUUGUUUUGGUCUAAAGGCGGUGCCAUGCCAGAACGGAGGAGAUUGUACUAUAACAUGGAAUGACUUUGCGUGUUCAUGUCCCAUUGUUUUCACCGGGAAGACCUGCGAGACACGUGUGUGGUGUGUCAGCGACCCAUGUGUCAAUGGUGGCCAUUGUGUGGACCUGGCUGACGGAUAUGAGUGUGAGUAAAUAUUAAGCUAAUUCUUAGCUUGUAAGAAAUCACUCAAGACUGGCAAAACUGUUUAGGGUUCUGAAAUUCUAUCCAGGCGGAGUGGUCAGCUGUGCUCGCUCGUGCCCAUGGAAGCCGCUCAGCCGACGCGAAGUAAAUAGGAUUCUGCUCUAUUUUUCAAGAGGUGCCGUCGUUGUUGACCAAUCACAGUAGAAAAAACUGCCUGCGUAGUGAUACGAAUGCACUAACAUUCCAACAGCAGGACCAGCUAACUUGCCCACUCUAGCUAGCUAGCAGGCUAAUACUAUCAGUUUACAGAGUUAUGUUUAACAAUAAAAAUCAUUGUUUUGUAAUACAUUUUUGGAUUAACAAUUUCUGUUGCGUGUAAAUAAGGUUUUAUGCAUGCUUAUGGUGUUAUAGUGACAAUUAUUUUGUUGCUAUGAUCACUGCUGGCUUUCGCAUAGACUGUGGGCUGUCGCCUUGUGUGUGAAGGUACUAGCCACUUUGACUAGAGGGACAAGUUGUGUACUUUGCGAUAUUCUGCUGGCUGUCUGAAAAGCGCUUUAGUGUUUCUUCACCUUUUACUUUUCACCUUUUAAAACAUUUUUAUUUAUUUUAGUGUAUAGCUGUCUUUGCAUGAAUGAGUCAAUUCCCACACACACAAGAUGCAUACUAGAUAGCUUUAAUAGUACAUUAUAUAUAUAUAUAUAGUGCGUUUUUUGUUGUCUAAUGUCUAACCUGUCUGUUAACCCUCAGGUGUGACCAACACUACUUUCGAGAACAACCAAGUGCAGUUCAGCGCAGAGGGUUCCCUGGGCUUGCCGCUGACCCAAGUGUACCUGGAGCUCCGCACCCGCUCGGAGAAGGCUGUGCUGCUCCGAGCCUUCCACGCGGCCGAGCUCCUGCUGGUGGGACUGCUGGACUCCUCAAUCCGCGUUGAGAUCCAUGUCGGCAACAGUGUGGAGGUGCUGACCUUCUCCGGCGUGCGCCACGUGGCCGAUGGCCAUUGGCACCGAGUGCACAUAUCCAUGGCCGACCCGGACAGCGAGGCUUCCCACUGGGUCAUCACCGUGGAUGGCAUCACCGACGCCAGCAGCACCCCAGAGGAGGCGAGUGCCCUGCACUUCCUCAACGAGGAAGGGGCGGAGGUUGCUAUCGCCGAGAGCUUCUUGGGCUGUCUGGGCGCCGUGCGAGUCGGUGGGGUCUAUCUACCAUUUGUGGACGCCCAACACCCGCCGCAGCCUGCCCGCUUCCACAGAACAGGCGACGAGGAUAUCCACACGGGUUGUAGGAGUGCUGACGUAUGCCAUUUCGACCCCUGCCGGAAUGGAGCUACGUGCAAGGAUCUCUUUAACAGGUUUGGCUGCGUAUGCGAGCCGGGCUGGGAGGGAGAGCAGUGCGAGGUGGACACAGAUGAGUGCGCAUCCGGGCCCUGCGUCUACGGCACCUGCACGGACGAGUUGGCAGGUUUCAAGUGCGCAUGCGACCCGGGGUACGGGGGUGAUACCUGCGAGGAGGACCUGAAUGAGUGCGAGGAACACGGCUGUAAGAACGGGGGCACCUGCGUGGAUGGGGUGAACAACUACAUCUGCGAGUGCACAGAUGACUUUGCCGGCCCACUCUGCCAGUGAGUAGCCUCUCUGUUUAUGCCAACCAAUUAGUGUCACAAUAAGUUGUCAGGGACCAUUCUCAGAUAAUUUUUUAUUUAGAUAGCACAUAUUUAGGUUUUAUACCAAGCUUUAAAUUGAGUUGCUUAACCUAUCAUAUCAAAUACAGCAUAACUAAUGGAAAGUUGCAUGAUUAUAUACUUUUUGAUGAACAGGAACCCUUCACUCGAACACCUAUUGUGGACAUUGGGCAGUUUUCAAGGCUUUGAGUCGCCAUUGUGAAGAGGGUGUAAUUAUGUACAUUACCCAAAGGUGGACCUAUCCACCACUGAUGUGCGAAGAGGAUGUUCAGUGUGAAAAUGUGAUCUGCCAUGACGGGCUCUGGGGGGCCAACUGUUCCUGUGUGCCCGGUUUUGCAGGGGAGAGGUACGUUUUCAAAGCUCCUCUCAAUAAUGCACAGAAUAAUACAGCUGUUUACAAAUCACCCAUUACAGUGUACCACAGUUUGGGAAACACUGCUUGGUAUGGUAGGGAUGGAUACCAGAAUAUAUACACUACCGUUCAAAAGUUUGGGGUCACUUAGAAAUGUCCUUGUUUUCGAAAAGAAAGCCAAUAUUUGUCCAUUAAAAUAACAUCAAAUUGAUCAGAAAUACAGUGUAGACAUUGUUAAUGUUGUAAAUGGCUAUUGUAGCUGGAAAUGGCUGAUUUUUUAUGGAAUAUCUACAUAGGCGUACAGAGGCCAAUUAUCAGCAACCAUCAGUCCUGUGUUCCAAUGACACGUUGUGUUUGCUAAUCCAAGUUUAUCAUUUUAAAAGGCUAAUUGAUCAUUAGAAAACCCUUUUGCAAUUAUGUUAGCACAGCUGAAAACUGUUGUGCUGAUUAAAGAAGCAAUAAAACUGGCCUUCUUGAGACUAAUUGAGUAUCUGGAGCAUCAGCAAUUGUGGGUUCGAUUACAGGCUCUAAAUGGCCAGAAACAAAUAACUUUCUUCUGAAACUCGUCAGUCUAUUCUUGUUCUGAGACAUGAAGGCUAUUCCAUGCGAGAAAUUGCCAAGAAACUGAAGAUCUCGUAAAAUGCUGUGUACUACUCCCUUCACAGAACAGCGCAAACUGUCUCUAAGCAGAAUAGAAAGAGGAGUGGGAGGCCCCGGUGCACAACUGAGCAAGAGGACAAAUACAUUAGAGUGUCUAGUUUGAGAAACAGACGCCUCACAGGUCCUCAACUGGCAGCUUCAUUAAAUAGUACCCGCAAAACACCAGUCUCAACGUCAAUAGUGAAGAGGCAACUCCGGGAUGCUGACCUUCUAGGCAGAGUUGCAAUGAAAAAGCCAUAUCUCAGACUGCCCAUCUUAAUAUUUUCUUUUUAUUGGCCAGUGAUAAGGCUUUUUCUUUGCAACACUGCCUAGAAGGUCACCUUAUUUAUUUUUGACUGUCUUUUUUUGUCAUUUAUGAAUGUGUUAUUCAAUGCGUUUCUAUGGGCUACAGUAGUAAAGGCCACAUUUUCAUGUCAUCUGACCAUAGCACCGGCAGGUUGAUGAACGGCAUUGGCUCUUCCAGCAAAAGACAUUGGCUCUUCCAGCAAGACAAUAACCUCAAGCACACAUCAAAAUCCACAAAUAAAUGGUUAAUUGACCACAAAAUCAACAUUUUGCAAUGGCCAUCUUAGUCUCUGGAUGUGAAUCCCAUUGAAAGAAAACCUGUGGUUUGAGUUGAAGAGGGCAGUCCAUAAGAACAGACAAAGGAUAUCAAGGAUCUGGAAAGAUUAUGUAUGGAGGAAUGGUCUAAGAUCCCUCCCAACGUGUUCUCCAAUCUCAUAAAACAUUUUAGAAAAAGGCUCAGUGCGAUUAUCCUUGAAAGGUGAGGUAUUGAAAGGAAUUGGAAACGGGUGUCAAUAAUUUUAACCCCUACAGUACCUUUUUGAGAGAAGAAAAGCAUUACUUGUUAAACAAUAUCUCAUUCUCUGAGCAAUUGUAUUAGUAUAAAAUAAUUUCCCAAUUUUUUUAGCAUACAAUAUACAAAAGGUAUUUGAUUUAUUUUAUACAGUAAUUUUUGUUAUUCUUUAUCAAUAAUUUUGGACCCCAAUGUAUGUCUUACAUGCUUGCUCUGUCUAGACUUUAAAACGUCCUUAUUGUGUUUUCCUCCUCAGGUGUGAAACGGAGAUAGAUGAGUGUGAGUCUAACCCCUGUCGGAAUGGUGGAUCCUGUAUCGAUCGACUCAACAGGUUCUGGUGUGUGUGCCUACAUGGCUACAGCGGCCCAUUCUGCGAUACAAGCGUAAGAACUAUUGACUUCUUCAUCCUUCUCCUCUUCCAAGUAAUUUUGCAUUAAUCGUCUAUGUAUACACAAUAAAUAAUUAUUUAAUGAUUAGUAAACACUUCUAAGCAUUUCUAAGUAUUAUUAUCUUUCCAAUGCAUUUAUAGUUAUUCAUACAAAUGUAUGGAUUUAUAAUGGUUUAUUCAUGAAAAUUAUUAUGACGUGUAACAUAUUUUUAGCAGUAGGUCAUUUUAGACUUAGCCACAGUCAGUCACUCAUCACUGACAUUUCUCCCUUGGUUCCUUGCUUGUUCCCUCCUUGCAGAAACAGUCCCAGAAAGAGUGGGUGCAGUGGCUGGUGAUAGCCAUCCGCCUGGUGUGCCUUGGUGCUCUGCUGGCAGUCAUCGGCCUCACCUUGAUGGCGCUCACAGACCGCAAGAAGUGCCAGUCGGAGGGCGCCUACAGCCCCAGCGUUCAGGAGGUGGCCGGGGCGCGCCUGGAGAUGGAUAGCAUGCUUAAGGUCCCCCCCGAGGAGCGGCUCAUCUGA